GUCGACAAGUAAGCUUAGUCAGUUUGCUGAUGACUUCCAGUUGCCCGAGGAAUUGGGUGGAACUUUACCAUAUGAUCAUGAUGAUUGGCUACAGCGAAGAACGGCCAUCGAAAGUUAUAUAGAGGAAGCUUCAUCCACAUUGAAUGAAAUUAACAAUUUUCAACGAAAAAUGGAAUCAGACGCUUUAGGAGAUACAAUCUCCGCGACAGAAAGCCUCAUCAGCGCACACGAAACGAAGCGCAGAAUCUUGAACGCAAUUUCGCAGCCAGUAAUCAAACGAGGCCGAGAUCUCGUACGCAAGAUCGAAAGCUACGAGCCUCGGAUACCCCAAGGAUUGCGUCACUCGGGCGACCCUGUUUCCAUGGAAACGGAAGAAAAAAGUCAGCUGAAGGAGAUUUUAGAGGAAUUGAUAAGAAAGGAUGAUCAAGCGUUUCGUAGCUGGGAGAAUAGAAUGUCUGAUCUUUUACAGUCAAGGGACCUGAAGGAUUUCGAGAGUGGAUUUCAUAAGGUAGUUGACUGGGUAAUGGGAGCAGGCGAAUCUUAUCUUUCUUCUUCAAAUAAGAUUGGGGAUUCAAUCCAAAACUGUGAGUUCAGCAAAAGAGCUCACGAAGAUUUCGAAUUUGCAGCAAGGGAAAUAAUAACCCUGUUUGGUCGAGUUCGUGACUUGGGUAAAAGAAUGCUUCACGGGAACCAUUACGCAGCAAAAGAGAUCCAACUUCAAAAAGACUAUCUCGACAAGAUUUGCCGUAGCUUCGCGUCCAGAAUGUCACGGAGAAGCGAUCUCGUUAAUGGUGCCUUAAAAUUCCAUCAAUAUGCUUCACAUUUGUCAAGUCUUCUGGAUGAUCUUCUAGAACUUCUGUGUUCUGAUGCCAUAAUGAAAGACGACCUAGAAAGUGCAGAGACAAUGCUAUCUACGUUGGAACACAAGGCUGAAGCGGUGAAACAGUCUUACGAGGAGACAAUGCGUGAGAGUCUGACAUUGACGAAGGUUCUUCGUGAGCCAACCACGACAGCUCAAGGAGAACCAAUCACGUUGAACUGCGAUGAAGCAAUUUGUUACAUACAAACAACAUUAGACGAUCUCACAGAACGAAAACAGAGAACAGAUGAGCUCUGUGAUGUACGGAGGCUAAAACUACAGCAGCUGCUACAGCUAAAAACUUGUGAAAGAGACGCAGAGCAGGCAAUAGCUUGGUUACAACAGCUUUACAGCGGAGCAGUUGACACAUCAAUUGAUGUAGGGCGGACCUCUGAGGAAACGUUACACCUACAGCAAGAACACGACAAAGUUGAAGGCACUGCAAAGGGGACCUACGAUUACGGCAAGCAGCUGUUGCAAGCCUCCCUAGUUUUACGGAGAACGUGUCGAUAUGAUUUGACUCCAAAUCAGGAAAUGGAAGAAACACUGGACGAGGUGUGGUUGGACUUCUCAAGUGCUAUGGCUGAACGAGGAGCUCGCUUGUCUGUUGCACUAAUGUUUUAUCGCAGUGCAGAAAUGUUAAUGCAGAGAAUAGAUGAGAUUCGUGCCGAAUUUCUCCAUGAAUAUCUUCCAAUCGAACUCGCUCAAACUACAGUGGACGAGGCUGUUUUCGCGCACGAAGAAACCAGAAAAAGUGUAUCGAAGGAGUACAAGGAGACUGUUGCUAUGGGAAAGGCUUUGAUUGACAGAAUGAAUCUCCCAGAUGAUGGAUCAAGGGCUCCUCAUCCUCUUGAGGAGUGUUUGGAGGAGCUCGAGGAGUCCAAGCAGUCAUUUGACGAGGUGUGGGAAGAUAGAGAUGAACGUUUGCGAAACUGGAAGCAUGGAGAAGACUAUGGGGAUGACGUGAGAGAAUUUUUCGUCUGGUUGCACUAUAAAGCUAAAGAACUGAAGAAAACUGAAUGGCUAGUUGGUGAAAAUCUACACGAGGCUCAAGAGCUUAUGUCACUUCUCAAACAACAAGAAACUGACAUCAAGCGAAAAGAAGACGAAUUCCACGAGAUUUUAUGGAUCGUCAAGCAAAUUCACCCUGUAGAUAGUCAGAAUAGACAGGAAACAAUGGCAGAAUCUUUGGAAGAUGCCUGGAAAGAUUUGAAUUCACAAUUAGAAGGAAGGCGAAUCCUCCUUGACACUUCAUUGGCUUUCCAUCAUGGCGUGGAAGAGUUCACAGACCAAUUCACCACAGCACAAGACGAGCUAAGCAGAGCUCUACUUGUAGAAGAUGUAACCUCCGCCACAUCCCUACUCAAUCAAUACCAGGACCUUCGAAAGAGUGUAUUGGAGGUAUCCAUGGAAACAUUAGCUAAAGGCCAGGCGUUACUUGACCGUCUGCGCCAGGCCAGUGUUCAUGCUGACACCAAUAAUCGUCAUGCCACAAAGGCAGCUUGCUACAGUAUCGAAAGGGUCCUCGAGGCUUUACAUCUUCGUAGACGACAGCUAGAUGAUCUCUGGAAGGGAAGAAAGAAGAACCUGGAGCAGUGUGUCAAAAAAUGUAAAAUAGAAGAAGAGGCCAAAAGGUUAAAUACAUGGCUGCACGAAGAAGCAGAAGAUUAUCUCAAUUACAAAGACACAGGAGACAGCGUAGCAUCCACCCAAGUAUUACUCGACGAGCAUUCAAAGUUCGAGGCGGCCACAAGAGAAAAGGAAGAACAAGUAGAAAGACUCGCGCGAGAAACAGAGAAAUUAGCUCAUGCUGACUUCCAAAAAGCCGAAGAAACCGUUGUCAUUGUUAACAAGCUUCAGAUAGAUUUUCGAAACCUCGUGAGCAGACUAGAUGAGCGAAGAAAAAUACUCACAAAAACACAGGCGUUCUAUAGAAGUGGCCACAAGGCAAUGGAGAAGCUUGAUGAAAUUGGCGAUCGACUUUCGGAUGACCAGAUGUCUGUAGAGGAACAAAGACAGGUCUUGGGCGAGAUAAGCCAAGCUUCGGCCUCACAGCUUAGGGAAGGUCGAUUGUUAUCUGAACGCAUUGGGCAACCCAUGCAGCAGCCUGUAGUUGUGAAAAUAUACGAGGAGUUGCGUUCAAGAAGUAAGGCUUUGGUUGUCAGUUUGCAAGGCGCGACAGAAGAAGAUGCAGAGUUUGAGCAGGUUCUCGGCUGGAUCAAAUAUGCAGCAGAAAGCUUCAUGGACUCGAAUUCAGAAAUGGGUUGUACACUCAAGUCUGCUCAAGACUUUCUCAACCAGCACCAGGAUCUAGAGGCAGAGGUCCAGGAGCUGCAGGGGAAGGUCAGAGAAUUGACUUCGAAACGACCUGAUGAUGAAAGAGUACAGCAACUAAAGAGAGCUUGGUCCACCUUGAACAGUCAAUUGUCGUUUAGGCUGACACUAGGCAAAAUGUACUAUGACUUCCACAGACACAGAAAGACGCUAUGGGAAAGCUUGAAUGAUUUGGAAUCUCAACUGACUAGUGACGAACCAAAAGAGAACGUGGACGCAUCGGCUUUAAUGUUUGCCCGUCAGCGGCAGACAAGAGAAACCAUCAUCACAGCAUCAGACAGGUUACAGAAAGAUGCACGCACCUUAAUGGAACAGCUACAAAAGGAGCCCAAGGACACUUCCCUCAACCGCGACUCUUCUGGACGCGCCAUUCACACAAUUUUAAUCGAUUUGCAAGAAAGACUUGGUAGCCUGGAUCAGCUGUGGAAAUUACGGGACGAACAGCUCCAGAGACACAGACAACUUAGCACCGAGUUUCUUCAGUUUGAACGCGAUACCAGACAGGUGAUUUCAUGGAUCGAAGAACAGAGCGAACAGUUUUUCCCUGUCAUGGUGGAUUACAAUUCACUUCCUGCAGACCCAAAAGAUCUCGAAGGGAAGCUCAGGCGGUUUAGAGAAGCAUCACAGAAAACCGACGAGGACGUCCAACGACACCUCCAAGCGGCAGAGCAACUAGCAGACGAAGAUCAGAGCUACCGAGCUGCCAUCACUGUAGUAACAGACGAGUUGAAGAUUGCAUAUGAACGGUUUAAGACUCUUAUGUCUGACUACGAGGUGCUACUGGCCAUGUGUGCGACCUUCUUUGCUAGUGUUGACAAGUUGCUACAAGUAAUGGACGAAAUGAUGCAGAAGUUUCGAAGCCGGCAAGUUGCACCAGACCUUAACCGUGCCCAGCUCAUGCUCCAAGACCAUCUUGCCAACUACCAGAGCGUGGCUGAUAUCUACAACUUCACCAUAACUAAUGGACGUGACAUUUUGAAGAAAGUAGGAACAAGUGAGGCAGUUACUGUGUCUCGAGAAGAAAUCAAGAGAUUUCUUGAAGAAAGCGAGGGCAAGAAAGAUGAAUGGGCAAGCCUCUGGGAGCAUCAUAAGAGCAAACUUGAGGAAAGCGUGAAAAUUUGCGAGUUUGAACAGUCGAUAAGCAGGGUUAACUUGAUGGUUGAGCAACACAAUCGUGAUUUGAUCGCGUUAAAUCAGAAAUUUGGCGAUUCUUUGCUGGAUGCCGUCACACUCCUGCAAGAAUCAGACACGUUCUUAGAAUCAGUCAAGCCAACAGAUAACGAGGUAAUACAUCUCGUACAAGAGGCCAGUCGGCUUGUAAGUGAAGGACAUCAAGAUGCGCCAUCUAUACAGAAUCAAGUGUCUUCCAUGGAAACAAGAUGGAAGAGGUUCCUAUCUCGAAUUGAGGAACAUCGCACAAUGCUGGAAGCAUCCAUUGAAUUCCACCAACUGUAUGAACAGGCCGUUACCUGGACAAGCGACAGUGAACACUUCUUGCAGACAACACGCGAGGAAGCCAAGCAAUGUCGCACAGAAGAACAAGUCAUCGAUCUCCUAGAUCUCCUAGAAGGUUUUAUCCGGCCAGGUCUUAACAAACAGGAAACCCGCCUGAAGAAAAUAUCUGACUUGUCUGCCAAACUGAUUAUCGAUGCGCCCAGACGCAAAGCCAAGGAACUGGUUGCCAAGCAGAGAGAAGUAGCUACCAAGUUUGAUUUAAUGGAUAACGACCUUUACCGUUUGGCAGAGAAGCUGAGGGAAAGAAAUCGUCUGGGAUUACCACCAGAGGCCAUAGAAGAUUUCGCUGAAAGUCUCGACACCUAUGAGAGAGACCUUCAAAGUAGGCCUCCAGACACAAUUGAAGAAUCUGCGCCGGUGCCUAUCCGUACCACCCUGACAACAUUCUUAGAUGGUGUUCUGGGCCAGAAACGGCGUGGAAGUGGUACUGCUUUCGAAGAAGCAGGACCUGGCAAGCGCGCACAAGUAAUGGUCAGCAUAAAAUCAGAUGGAUCCGUGUCGUCCGAUGCAGAGGAAAAAAUUGAACCAAUAAUCAAGACAGAAAUCAGAGGAUGGUUCGAGGGAGGGMAGGUCGUAGGAAGGGAUACUGGUGCCCCGGAACAGCAAAUCAUGGUCCAAAUCGAUCAAGACACAAGAAGAGAACCUCAGUAUGCAGUUACCAUGGCCCCAAGAGGCACUGAGGUCGUCAAAAGAGACGUUACUGUUACUACCAUGGGACCAGUUAUCCAUAAAAAUGUGCAGGUGGAGACCGACAUGAACGUAGUUAAUUAUCGAUCACCUCCACCAGAAGAACCAGAAAGCCCACAAUUUACCCGAAAGAGAACAUGGAAAACAACAACUCGAGAGACAACCACGAGUGUAAAGCAGGAAACGCGAACAGAAGUGGAGACAUUAGUUCCAGAAGCUCCUGAAAUCACUUCAAAAUACUACAUGUACGACGACGGAUCAGCUCUUCCUGGUGGUCAGAUGGAGGUACGAGUUCUCUCUAAAGUAGAUCUACAGGCAGCUCCUGAAGGCAAACAUCCCAGGCUUGAAGAACUGGAAGAGCCCGAUGGAGAUAUGAAGGAUUCCAACGAACAAAUCUGUAGAAAGAUUGAGGAUUCUUUGGAGCCAAGAGAGAGAGUACCGCCUGGUCGUACCGAAGUAUACGUUCCACAGUUUGCUGGCCAAGCCAUCGUAUUUUCCCCUCCAAUCAUACCUUCCGUACAAAGUUCUUCACCAGAGACGACGGAAUCCGAGGCACAAUUUGCCCCACCUAGUGAUGGUUUUGCUCCAGUGGAAUUCAAACUACAGGGACCAUUCGUAGAGGCAAAACCAAAGCCAAAACCACUGGACACUGCAAAACAAGCUGCAUUAACUCGAUUGGAUGAAUUGACAAGGAUAUUGAUCGACAGCGAGGAGAAUUACGUUGACGAACUUAGGUCGAUUGUUGAGGACUAUAUGUAUGAAAUGGACAGUGCUCCAGCCGAUCUAGCAGACAACAAAGAUGCCAUUUUUAGUAACAUCGAGGAAAUUUACUUCUUCCAUAAAGUGGUUCUUGUACAAGAGCUGAAGAAGUUGAAGAGCACACCUGUCCAUAUUGGACGUCCAUUUUCGUCAAGGGAACACAACCUUUAUAAAUAUCUAGAUUUCUGUGAUGGAAAGGAAGAUUCCGACUUGGUCUUGGCGUCCACACCAACCGAAUAUUUUGAGAUAUGCAGGAAGAGGCACAACACCCGACCCCUCGUCACUCUUCUGCAGCGGCCACUGGAACGUGUUUUUGAGUACAGAGAGAUUUUGACGGAGAUGCUGGAAGUUGCUCUAGAUGCCGGAGUUGACACAAGAGAUAUUAAGGAAGCAAAAGACAUAUUGGAUCGUCUGUGUGAUGAGAUAAGACAACAAACAGAAUUGCAGAUCACAGUUGGAAUGCCUGUUGGAGUCGAAAUGUGCGUUGCAAUCGAAGACUACGAAGACGAGCUUGGCGAUUUAAAGAGAGAAGAAAGUGUACUUGUAGUUGACAAGCUUUCGCGGCCUGGCAUGUACAAAGUUGUGAAGUUGAGAGUUGAUGGUUCCCAAGGCGAUGAGAUGUGGGUGCCUUCCAAAAUACUGAAGAGAAGAACAUCAACAGCUGAAGUAACUCUGAAAGGAGGUUACACCGCUGAGUUGGUCAAGAAGCCGCAACCAGAAAAAAUUGUAUCUGAAACCACAAUAGAUGUCCAAGAAUCCAUGCCAGAACCAAGGAGAGAAGAAACUGCAGCAACAUUUCAAAUUGGAAAAGAGCCUCAACCCAUCACACUGACUCUCGAUGGUCAAGCGGCGUUCGACUUUCAGCCUGUGGAACUUAAAAUACCAAAGCCUCAAGAUGUUACUGCAGAAGAUGUCAAGGCAACUGAACAAGAUGUCCACGCAAAACCAAAGUUUGUGGAAUCACUGUCUGAUGUGCAGAUUUCCAAGGGAAAUACGAUCAUCUUGGAGUGUCGCGUUACUGGUAAACCAAGACCAGAGAUAACAUGGUAUAGAGAUGGAAAAAGAGUGAUAGAAGAUGACAGACACCACAUCGAAAUCCGUCCUGGAGAUCUUUGUAUCUUGACCAUUCGAGGGGUAAAUCCUGACGAUGAAGGCACCUAUACUUGCAAGGCAACAAAUACUGCAGGCGAAGAUUCCACUUCUGCGACAUUUCAAAUAUCACCUAAAGGAUCUGCUCCUGAGUUCACGAAAGAACUAAAGGACACCGUAGUUCUGGAUGGAAUGCCAGCGCGCUUUGAAGUUCGGGUGGAUGGAAAUCCUGAACCAGUUGUUGAAUGGUUCAAAGAAGGAAAACAGCUUAAACCAGGACGUAGAAUUGAAACACAGAAAGAAGGAAACAUCCACAGACUCGUCAUAUCCAAUUGCCGAAAAGAUGACACUGGAAGAAUCGUUUGUAAAGCAAGAAAUACAUACGGCGAAGCGGAUUGCACCUCCAAUUUUAGCGUUACUUUGGAUUCAGUUCCACCAAAAUUUACAAAGAGGCUGUAUGAUCUAACUGUCAAAUUAGGAAGCGAUGUCCAGCUGUCCGUGAAUUUCGUGGGAACACCAGAACCAAAGGUCAAAUGGUAUUUGGAUGAUGAAGAGAUUACCAAAGAUGACGGAUUCAAUAUCGAAAAACAUCUAGGCUCCGCAGUCUUGUUAAUAGAUGGAUUUACCAGUGAAGAUUAUGGUAAUUAUAAAUGUGUCAUUAUGAACGAUGCUGGCCAAGCCAGUACUGCAGCAACCCUUUCUGGGGUAGAGGAACGCGUUCUUCCACUGAAAAAGCCAGCUGGCGAGGCUCCUAAAUUUAUCAAAAACUUAACAGAACUUCACGUGAUUGAAGGAGAUGCAGUACGGCUUGAGGUUUUCGUAAGUGGUACACCCAAACCAUCUGUAGAGUGGAGAGCUGAAGGAAAACCUAUUGAAGAAAGCAGGCGCGUUCACGUCAUGGUAGAUGGAGAUAAGCACAUCCUCCAGAUCGAAGAGGCGGUGCUUGAUGACGAGGCAGAGUACGAAUGUGUGGUAAGCAAUGACCACGGUACUGUAGAAUGUAGUGCUGAACUGCUUGUAGAUGAACGAUCGAAAAAACCUGAAUUCAUCAAGGAAUUAACAAGUGUGAAAGCUGUGGAAGGUGAUCAAGUCAAGUUUGUGGCUGAGAUUGAAGGAAUACCUGAACCAGAAGUUCUUUGGUUCAAGAACAAUGUUCUUAUAGAAGCUGGCGAUAGAUUUGAGGCAAGUCGCGACAAAGAAUUAAACUUCCUAACGCUACACAAAUGCAAUAUCAAGGAUACUGCUGAAAUAAAGUGUACCGCAAGAAACAGUGCUGGGGAAGUGUCUUCUGUUGCAAAUCUGGUUAUUGAAGCAAAGCCCAAACAGGUCAUGGAAGAAAUUACCUUUACGGUUGCUCCAAAAGAUGAAAGCCCUGUUGAGUUGAAAUUUGACAUCCCACAAGAAAAAGACAUUUCUCCUCAAUUCUUACAAAAGCUUGAAGACAAAGAAGUUUUGGAAGGGAGUACAGUAGACCUUGAAGUCGAAGUAAGUGGCCAGCCAAAACCAACAGUUCAUUGGCUCAAAGAUGGUAAACCUGUGAAGCCGGGGGAUAGAAUAAGUAUGCAAUCUGACGGCCGCGUACAUAUAAUGUCUAUUUCCAAUGUAAAACUAGAAGACGAAGCUGAAUAUACCUUUAUUGCCAAAAACACCGCUGGAGAGGCUUCAUGUAAAUCAGAGGUUUUAGUUGAGGAAACAAUGAGAGCACCACAAUUUGUAACCAGGCCUAAAAACAUUGAAAUCACAGAGGGCGCUACAGCACGGUUUGAAGCUGUUGUUUCAGGCCUACCUCUACCAGAAACCGAAUGGCUGAAGGAUGGUAAGCCUAUAGGAAAUAGUCAUCGUUUCCAACUGGACUUUGAAGAAAACCGCUCCGUUCUUACAAUCAUGGAUGCAAUGCUGAAUGAUGAAGGAGAAUAUACAUGUAUUCUGUCAAACAAAGCGGGCAAAGAUUCUUGCAAAGUGGAAUUGCUAGUUGACGAAGCGGUUGUGCCUCCCGAAUUCGUGAGAAAAAUGAGUACCAUCGAGCUGUAUGAAGGAGAUCUUGCGCAAUUUGAUGUGCGAGUGUCUGGUACACCCGUGCCUGAUGUCCAGUGGUUCAAGGAUGACAGUCCCUUGUCUGACACUGAUAGAAUUGAAACUCGCUCUGAUGAUGAUCAGCGGUCACUUGUCAUCAGAAAUUGUAUUCCAAAUGAUGGAGGUCGAUACCGAUGCACAGCGACUAAUGAAGCUGGCCAAACGAGUUGCUACGGAGAGCUUACCAUAAAUAUAAGACCUUUCCCACCUUACUUUUCGGACGAGAGUCCAAGCAUACCAACAGAGUUUGAAGUGGGUGGUGAUAUUACCUUAGAAGCGACAGUGAGGGGUAGCCCUGCUCCCGAUGUCCAUUGGGAGAAAGACGAUAAACCCAUCACAGAAAGUAAACAUUACGUUCUGUGCAACACUGUUGAUAAGUACACACUUACAAUCAAAGGUGCAAGUCCUACGGAUUCUGGUGCGUACACCUGUAUUGCAGAGAAUAACGCCGGAGCUGCCAAGAGGACUUACAAUCUGGAUAUUGAAGGUACGCAGCCUGCCCCUCAAAUUACAGAGUAUUCUAAAGAGGUUGAGGUGGUCGAAGGCACAUCAGUGACCAUUCAGUGCAGGGUUAUUGGUGCUGAAGAUGCAACUAUUACAUGGUUCAAGGACGACGAACCCUUGGAGGAGAGCCCUCGAAUAACGACCGAUUUUGAUGAAGGACUCUGUCUCUUAAGAAUCGAAAAGGUUUGCCUUGAAGAUGAAGCAGAUUACAAAUGCCAGAUUGAAAAUGAGAGCGGAAUAACGUCAAUGACGACGGAACUGAUUGUCGAGGAAAGUGUGUCGAUGCCAAUUUUUAAAGAACAGUUAACGUCUUUUGAGGUAAAUGAAAGGUCCAUUGCACGCUUUGAUGUACGUGUGGCAGGCUAUCCUCUACCAGUGGUUGAAUGGUUUAAAAACGGACAGCAGCUAGAGGACUUGGGCCGAGUAAUAAUAAUUGACGAAGUAGACGACAAAGAGCCUGAAUUAUUCUCUCUCGUGGUUGAGGAUUGUAAACCGGAAGAUGCUGGGGAAUACAAGUGUAUAGCUAUGAACGAGGCGGGAAAGGCCGACUCGACUUGCGUUUUGACGGUUUCCCCAUUGGAAGAACGUCAAGUCCUCUCAGACAUUAAAGAAACUCCAAAUCUCUCAGACAUUGAAGAAACUCCAGUAGACAUCAUAGAAGGCCAAGACCUAACAUUAAAAAUAGAAAUUACAGGUACUCCUCGUCCAGAGAUAGAGUGGUACAAAGACGAUAAACCAAUUGCAGAUGAAGAACCAUAUAAAAUCGGAGAAAAGGGGGAUGAGUAUUUUUUGACAAUCACCGAAGCAAUACCCAAUGACGAAGGGGUAUAUAAAUGCCUCUCAAAAACGGAUGAUGAAACCAUUGCAAGGAGUUUUAGAGUUUCUGUCGAAGAAAAGCCAGAGGGUGCGGCUCCCGAGUUUUUCAAGCCACUUAAGGUCGUUGAAGUAUAUGAAAGCGAAUCAGUUCGCCUUGAGUGCCGAGUAACUGGUACACCUAAGCCUAAAAUCACUUGGUACAGAAAUGAAGACGUCCUGGAAGAAAGUGAACGAAUAAAGGCCGAAUUUGAUGGCGAACUUUGCUUGCUUGAAAUCUCAAAUACAGAGUUGGAUGACGAAGCUGAAUACAAAUGUGAAGCUAGAAAUGAAUUAGGAAAGGCCACUACUAUGGCAGAACUGCUUGUCAACGAAUCCCCUGUCCCUCAGAGUCUGCCAGAAUUUCCUAUGGAGGCUCAACAAGUUCAACCUGAGGCUCCAUUAGAGACUAGUCCACCAGAGUUCAAUGCCGUAGAUCAGCAAGCGCCAUUAGAAGUAUCUGACGGUGGUGAUGUAACACUAGAAGUACAAGUUACAGGAACACCCGAACCUACAGUGGAAUGGUACAAAGACAGCAGACCGAUAGAAAGAUCUGAUAAAUAUGUGAUCCACAAGGAAGAUGAUACCCACAGGCUUAUAAUUAAGGGUGCUGGGCCUGAAGAUUCUGGACCUUACCAAGUGCGAACAUACAACCCUGCAGGCAAAAACACGAGGACAUUCAACGUCGACAUUUCAGCAUUGAUGCCAGAAGGUGAAGCUCCAAGGUUUACUAAACCCUUAAAGUCUAUCGAUGUGGUCGAAGGAAGUAGACUUGAUGUGGAAGUGCGAUACACCGGUUCGCCCAAACCGGACAUAGAAUGGUUCAGAAAUGACAAACCAAUCGAGGAAGACAAGCGCAUUAAAAUACGCCAUGAGACGGAAGACACCUGUACGUUGGUAAUCAGUGACCUAGUUCUUGAAGAUGAAGCCCCAUACAAAUGUAUCAUCACAAACUCCUUUGGCAAAGCUGUGUCUGAAGCUGAAAUCGUGGUCCUCACAGUGUCUGAGGCUGAAGAAGAAGAACUCGCUCCAAGUGUUCCCAAUAAGAAGCCUGAAGCAACAGAGGUUGAGGUCCCUGGAAAGCCCAAGUUUGCGCCAGUUGAACUUGCCAUUGAUGUUGACAAAGACAAGAAACCGAAGAAGGAAGAGACAAUUGUAUUCGAUGUAGAUGUGCCAGUCCAAGAAGAACCGACAAUCUCGGAGGUAGUUCUUCCAAAAGGAAAGCAAGAGUUCGCGCCAGUUGAACUUGCCAUUGAUGCUGACAAAGACAAGAAACCAAAGAAGGAAGAGACAAUUGUAUUUGAUGUCAAUGUUCCAGUCCAAAAAGAACCAGCAAUCUCGGAGGUAGUUCUUCCAAAAGGAAAGCAAGAGUUCGUUCCUGUUGAACUUGCUAUUGAUGUUGACAAAGAUAAGAAACCAAAGAAGGAAGAGACAAUUGUAUUUGAUGUCGAUGUGCCAGUCCAAAAAGAACCAGCAAUCUCGGAGGUAGUUCUUCCAAAAGGAAAGCAAGAGUUCGCUCCUGUUGAACUUGCUAUCGAUGUUGACAAAGAUAAGAAACCAAAGAGGGAAGAGACAAUUGUAUUUGAUGUCGAUGUGCCAGUCCAAAAAGAACCAGCAAUCUCGGAGGUAGUUCUUCCAAAGGGAAAGCAAGAGUUCGCUCCUGUUGAACUUGCUAUUGAUGUUGACAAAGACAAGCCAGUCUCAAGACCACAACCUGGAAUUUCAGAAAUAGUUCUUCCAGCAGGAAAACAAGAGUUUGCUCCAGUUGAACUGGCCAUUGAUGUCGACAAAGACAAACCAAGAGAACGUGAAACUCUUGAAUUUGAUGUGAAAGCACCAACGAAAGAACCUGGCAUAUCAGAAGUAGUUAUACCUCAAGAUCAACAGCCACAAUUUGCUCCUGUCGAAUUGGCGAUAGAUUUUGAGAAAGACAAGAAACCCAAACAGUUCAUGUCAGAAGCGGGAUUGCCUGCGGGAAAACAACCUUUCAAACCUGUAGAGUUGUCAGUUGGAUUUGGCGACAAAGCGAAAGAACCUGAGAUUUCGACAGUUAAAAUCGUAACAGACCUCAAAUCUGCUCCAUCAGAAAGAAAACCAGAAGCUCCUCGUAUAACAAAAGAGCUUAAAGAAGUUGAGGUUGACGAGGCAAUGCCGGCAAAGAUGGUCUUGGAAUUCGUAAGCGAGGGUAAAACAAACGUUGUAUGGUUGAAGGACGGUCAUCAAGUCACUCCAGAUAAACGUGUGUCCAUUAUCACCGACAGCGAGAGCAGCACACUUACGAUCACUGACACAGACAUUGAUGAAGAUGAGGGCUUGUACAUUUGCUUCGUUUCCAACGAAGUUGGAGAAGUGAGCACUUCUGCCGAACUGCUUGUCGAAGAAUUAUCUGUUGAAGAAGUGGACAAAGACGACACUGCUCCUAAGUUUGUCGAGCCUCUGAAAGACACGGAACUUAUCGAAGGGUCAUCUGCUGAAUUGAGUGUCAAGGUAACUGGAACGAAACACAUCCAUGUCUCGUGGUUCCGUGAUAACGUCGAAAUUAUUCGCGAUGAUCGUCACAGCUUUACCGUGGACGAAGACACACACAUCAUGCGUAUUUCACCUGUUACAACAGACGACGAGUCAAUGUACUACAAAGUUGUGGCUGAGAACGUGGCCGGUCAAGCUAUGUGUGAUGCUGAAGUAAUUGUUGAAGAGAAAAAAACAAAGAAAGCAAGAGAAGAUGUUGUUGAUGCCUCUAUUCAAGCCCCAGUCUUAAUAAGGCCAUUACCAGAAGAAACAGAAGUCCUCGAGGGCGAUAGUGCUAGGCUGGAGUGUGAGGUCUCUGCUGGGCCCAAGUAUGAAGUAAUAUGGUAUAAAGACGACGAGCCUAUGGAAGAGAAUGAUCGUGUUACUUUUGAUAAUGAGGGCGAUGUCCAUGCCUUGGUUAUUGAACUCGCAGAAGAGGACGACGAAUCUGAAUACAAAUGCAUCGUUAGCAAUGUUGCUGGUAGCGUUGAAACCAAAGGAGAGAUCGUGAUUGAGGAGGGCAUAUCAUUGCCAGUUAUCAAGGAAGGCCUUACGAGUCUUGAAACAGACGAAGGUGAAAUUGUAAGGUUUGACAUACGUGUCGUUGGUAAUCCGGAACCAGUCGUUGAGUGGUUUAAAAACGGCCAACAGAUCGAGGAUGAAGGGCGGUUUAUUAUCAUCGAUGAGGUUGACGACCAGGACAAAGAGCUGUUUUCAUUGCUGAUCGAAGGAUGUGAGUUAGAAGACGAUGCUGAUUAUAGUGUAGUGGCCAUGAAUGAAGCUGGCAAAGAUACGAGCAAAUGUCAUUUAGUCGUAACGCGAAAAACGAUACCUGACGAGUUUAAAGACGAACUAGAGGAGGUUCCAGUUGAAGCCGUGGAAGGAGAAGAAGUCCUUUUGGAGGUUCCACUUCGUGGCCACCCAUCUCCAGAGAUAGAAUGGUUCAUGGAUGAUCAACCUUUCAAACCCACAGAUAACUCCGAAAUUUCUAAAGACCUCGUCUUCGGGAAGCUAAAGAUAAAGAAAGUCGCUCCAGAUGAUUCAGGCGUUUAUAAAUGUGUUAUAUCAAGCCAAAAGGGUACAACUACCAAGAAAUUCUUACUGAACGUGGAAAGUGAAGAGACGCUAACUGUUCCAAAGACACUCGUGGAGAUUGAAGCAGAAAUUGGAGAGGUGGCUGAGGCCCCGGCCCAACCAGAACCAAAAGCACCAGUGUUUUUGGAAACCAUCAAUCCUGUUGUGGUAAUGGAAGGAGAAGAGGCGAGAUUCGAUGCCCACGUGGACGGAAUACCAGAGCCAACAAUUGACUGGUACAAAAAUGGUGAACUUAUUCCAGAUGAAGGUCGGUUUGUCCAUAUCGAUGCUGUGAAAGAAGAGAUUUUCACACUCGUUAUCGAAAAUGCUACGUUAGACGAUGCAGGAGAAUACACUUGUAUUGCUGCUAAUGAUGUGGACGAAGUCAGUUGCAAUGCGGUGCUGACCGUAAAACCUAAAGAAAAAGCUCCAGAGUUCACGAAAGAGCCAGAGACAUCUACAUUUGACAUAAAUACUGGUAAAGAUGUAACAUUGGACCUUACUGUAUCUGGGAAACCUGAACCUAAGGUGGAGUGGUUCAAAGAUGACAAACCACUAAAGAAGACCAAACGUGUUGACACGUCAGUUAAGGGAGAGGAUCACACUCUAACAAUCCGUGGUGGGAAGCCUACUGAUUCUGGUACUUACAAGUGUGUUGCAACCAACCCUGCUGGAACAGUUUCAAAAACUUACGACAUUCACAUCAAAGACCUAGGAGAGGCCCCAGAGUUCACGAAAAAGCUACAGCCAUUGACAGUAAGAGAAGGAGAGCGCCUAAAACUUGACAUCAAGGUAACUGGAAAACCACAACCUCAAGUAGAGUGGCUCAAGGAUGACAAAAAGAUAACAGAUGACAAGCGCAUCCAAACUUCGUAUGAUGGACAAAAUUGUACGCUGAAGAUCUCGCCUACAGUUAUCGAAGACAAGGGCAUUUACAAGUGUGUUGCUACAAAUGAAGUUGGCUCCGCUACCCUUUCAACUGACGUCGGUGUUAACAAAGAGCUCAAGAGGCCUGAAUUUAAAGAAAAGAUUCAACCCCUUUUGGCAAAAGACGGGGAAGAGGUUCGUUUCGAUGUUCGUGUAACUGGUAAUCCACAACCUAAAGUGGAAUGGUACAAAGACAAAACAAAAAUCAAAGAUGAAGGAAGGUUUGUACUGAUCGACGACGAAGAGGAAGAUCUUUUCUCACUUAUCAUCGAAGAUGUAAAGAAAGACGAUGCAGACAUGUACAAAUGUGUUGCUAUAAACGAGGUCGGAAAAUCAACAUGCACAUCAGAACUUUCAGUUAAAGAAAUACUUUUCGCCCCAGAAUUUGUUGGCGAAGAAGAAAAAGCCCCUAUCAAUGUCGCGGAGGGUGAUGAAGUAAAGCUUACUGUCGAAGUGAAAGGAAAGCCAGCACCUAUAGUUGAAUGGACUAAAGACAACAAGCCAGUGAAGGACACGAAAGAUCUCAAGCUCAAGGCAAAAGAUGGCGAAUACACCCUUGUUUUGUCUGAUGCAAAACCACAGGACAGCGGAACAUACAAGACUACUGCAAAAAACAGCCAAGGAACGUCUACCAGGGAAUUCGUUGUUGACGUACAAAAAUCCAAACCGAAAGGAGAAGCACCAAAGUUCACCCAGCCUCUGAAAGACGUAGAGUGUUUGGAGAAAGAGAGUACAAUUUUGGAGUGCAAGGUAACAGGUAAACCAACACCAAAGAUUGAGUGGUACAAAGACGACGAUAAGGUCAAGGAAUCCAAGCGGGUCAAAUCGCGCAUCGAAAAAGACACCAUCACCUUGGAAUUCAAGGAAACUGAACUGGAUGAUGAAGGAUUGUACAAAUGUAUUGCUAAGAACGAGGUCGGAAGUGCAACAACAGAAGCAGAACUACUUGUCAACGAAGCUGGAGAGAAGCCUUCGUUUAAGAAACCUCUUGAAAAUGUCACCGUAACGGCAAGCGAAGAGGUUCGCUUCGAUGUCCGAGUCAGUAGUACACCUGAGCCAACCGUUGAAUGGUUCAAAGAUGAUCACAAAGUUAAAGAUGAAGGUCGUACGAUCAUUAUUGAUGACGAAGAAGAAGAUCUGUUCUCAUUGAUCAUUGAAGAUUCACAACCACAGGAUUCAGGAGUAUACAAAUGCACGGCCAAUAAUGAAACCGGCGAAGCUACAUGCCAGGCAGAAUUGCAAGUACAAGAAAAAAUGAUUGCACCCGAGUUUACUGACGGAGAACAGGCGGGUCCUAUCACAAUUGUCGAAGACGAUGACCUGCACUUGGAAGUAAAGGUUCAAGGACAACCAAAACCCGAAGUAGAGUGGAAAAAAGAUGACAAACCGCUGAGAGAGACGGAUAAGAUCGUAAUAGAUGACAAAGGUGAUAAUUACUGGAUUGAUAUCGAAGGAGUAUCUUUGUCUGAUUCGGGAACUUACAAAUGCGAAGUGAAGAGCGAUGCUGGGUCAAUAAGUAGAUCGUAUGAUGUGGUAGUCGAAGCUAAGAAGCCAGAGGGUGACGCUCCAACGAUCAUUACUCCACUCGAGGAAACUGAAGUAACAGAAGGCAAACCGGUCAAACUUGUUUGCACUUUCAACGACACACCCAACCCCACUAUUGAAUGGUACAAAGGCGGUGUUCCCGUCAAAGAGAACAGACGUAUUAAGUUAGUUGUUGAAGACUCAACUUGUAACUUGACGAUCAAAGACACAAGAUCGGGUGAUGAGGGAGAAUACAAGUGUGUAGUGCGCAACGAACUAGGUACAGCAUCAUCAAUUACGAACCUCAAAGUAAUUGUACCAAAACGACCGAACUUCAUGGUAAAACUCAAAACCCUGGAUGUAACAGAAGGAGACGAAGCUCGCAUGACUGUCAAAGUGGAUGCAUUACCCAAACCAGAAAUUGAAUGGUUCUGUGGCACAACUAAAAUCCAAGAGGGUGACAGGUUUGAAAUAAUCGAAGAAGAAGACAACUUGUACACUCUCGUUGUGAAAGAUGUGGUUCGUGAAGAUGCAGGUUCCUACAAGUGUGUUGCAAGUAACGAAGCAGGCAAAGUAACUAGCCGUGGUGAGUUGUUUGUGAAGGAAAGACGGUAUGCCCCCGAGAUGUCUGGUGUCUCCGACGAAGCACCAAUGGUUAUUCGGGAAGGCGACGAAAUGAAGAUUGACCUGACAAUCAAAGGCAAUCCAAAACCUGAUGUUACAUGGUACAAAGAUGAAAAACCGGUGCGUGAUUCGAUGAAACUGGAUGUUCAUUCUAGAGGAGAUAACUACAGUAUAAUUAUCUACAGUGCAAAACCUGAAGAUAGUGGCAUCUAUAAAUGUGAAGCUCGAAAUCAAGUGGGGGUGUCUGAGAGAAUAUAUGACGUAAAAGUGGAAGUUCCCAAACCCAAGGGAGAAGCCCCAGCUGUGAUUACCGAGAUCAAACCAAAGGAAGUCCCAGAAGGACAAGACACAACGCUCGCCUGCAAAGUCAAAGGAAAACCUCAACCCACGGUCGAGUGGUUCAAGGAUGAUAAGCCUGUUGAGGUGGACGACAAAAAAGUGAAGGUUGACUUCGAUGGAGAAGUUAGCACCUUGACUAUCAAAGAUACGACCAUUGAUGAUGAAGGUGAUUAUAAAUGCGUGGUAACAAACGAAUUAGGAUCGACUUCGACUGUUGCCGAAGUUCUCGUCAAUGAAAAAGAAGGUGCACCAACCAUUAAAUCUAAGUUAGAAGACAUCGAAACUGAAGUUGGAGAAGAAGUAAAGUUUACAGUAGACGUAGAAGGAACCCCAGCACCUGAAGUCGAUUGGUACAAAGAUGACAAAGCCAUCGAAGACAAAGGUCGGUUCAUGAUUGUAGAUGAUGAGGAAGAGAAAGGAGUAUUCUCUCUGUUUAUAGACGAAGUGGAACCAGAGGACUCUGGCGUGUACAGUGCCGUUGCUCAUAAUGAUGCAGGUGAAGUAAAGACUGAAGCAACCCUAAAAGUAGUGGAAAAAGAAGUUGAAGAAGAAGUUAAGCCAGAAGCUGUUGGUGAGACUGAAGUAGCACCGGAAGUAGUGGAAGAAGUGCAAGAGAUGCCGAUGGAGGUGACUCCUGAAAUAUUGGAGUCUCUGAAACCAACUGAAGUGGUUGAGGGCGAGACAGCCAGGCUAGAGUGUAGAAUAUCUGACACUCCUUCACAAGUCGUAGAAUGGUUCAAGAACGACGCUAAAGUCCAUGAGAAUCGGCGUGUCAAGACAGAAAUCAAAGAUGGCGUAGCCUCUCUAACAAUCAAACAGACUCGCCCAGAUGACAAAGGAGAAUACAAGAUCGUCGUUCGUAAUGAUGCUGGCACAAAGUCUUCAACUGCUACUUUAAAGAUAAACGAACUGGUUAGACCUGAGUUUAAGGUAAAACUUAAGCCUGUCGAUGCUUUCGUAGGUGACGAGGUACGAUUGGAAGUGCAAGUCAAGGGCUUUCCAAGACCUGUAGUCGAGUGGUACCGUGGAACCACGAAGAUCACCGACGAAAAAAGGUACACGCUAAUAGAAGAUGAAAAGAAUGACAACUUUACUUUUGUCAUCGUAGACGUAAAUGUCGAUGAUGCUGGAUCAUACAAGUGCGUUGUUUCAAACGAUGCUGGAAAGUCAACAUGCCGAUGUGAGGUUAAUGUUAAAGAGAAGCCGUUCGCUCCUGAAUUCGAGGGAGAUGAACAAGGCCCUCUGCUGGUGAACCCAAGAGAUGAAGUAAACCUCAAUGUAAAGAUAAAAGGAAAUCCAAAACCAGACGUGAAAUGGUACAAAGAUGGCAAACCCCUGCGAGAUUCGACAAGGAUGGACAUCAGAUCACGUGGCGACUCUUACUACAUCGUCAUCUUAAGCGCAAAGCCUGAAGAUGCGGGAACGUACAAGUGCGAGGCAACGAAUAAACUUGGCAAAGCAUCUAGAACGUUUGAAGUUAAAUUCCAAGAAACGAAGCCGAAAGGAGAAGCUCCAUCACUUGAAACUAGUCUUAAACCUAUAACAGUCACCGAAGGAAGCGAAGUAAACCUAGUGUGUAAGAUCUCUGGAAAUCCCCAACCUAAUGUCGAGUGGUUUAAAGAUGGCGCACCGGUCAAACCUGAUAAACGACUAAAAUCUGAUUACGAUGGCAAGACCAGCACCCUGAAGAUCAAAGAAUCAACGCUGGACGACGAAGGAGAGUACAGAUGCGUUGCUACGAAUGAUCUCGGUUCGGUCUUCACCUCUGCCGAGGUGCUCGUGAACGAAAAAGGAGAAACACCAACCAUCAAGGAACAAAUCAAGGACGUAAAAGUGGAUAUUGGCGAGAAGGCAACGUUCAAAGUUGUAGCAACAGGAACACCAAAACCAGAAGCCGAAUGGCUGAAGGGAGACAAAGUCAUAGAAGACAAAGGACGAUUCGUGAUUACAGAGGAGGAAGUAAAUGGUGUAUUUCAGCUGACCAUCGACGAAGUUCAACCUGAAGAUGCUGGCGUCUAUCAUUGUGUUGUCUUCAACGACGUCGGGGAAGUAACAACUGAGGCUGAACUGAAUGUGAUGAAAGUGGAGGUUGUAAAACAAGUAACACCUGUGGAAGAAGUUCCCACGAAAAAAGAACCAGAAAAGGAGAAAGCCGAUAAGAAGCCGGUCUUCAAGCAGAAGCUGAAGGACGUUGUUGCUAUCCCUGGUCAAGAAGCAAAAUUCGAUGUUAUUGUGGCAACUGAUGAUGUCGAUGUCGAAUGGAUAAAGGAUGAUAAAUUAGUUGAGGACAAGGGCAGAUUUAUUUUAGUGGAUGAUGAAGGACCAGGCAUGUUCUCCUUGGUUAUUGAUGAUGUUCAACCAGAAGACGCUGGGGAGUACGAAUGCGUGGCCAUCAACGACCACGGAGAAACAUCUACAAAAGCUUCUCUGAACUUUGAACAAAACGGAAUAACACCUGACCUUAUCGAGGAAGCUCAAAGUGCUCCUAUUACUUUAGAUGAAGUGGAAGCAAAAGCCCAGGAAACUGCUCCAGAAAUUCUAGAAGCACUUCAGCCUGUCGAAGUGAUGGAGGGAGAAACACUAACGCUGGAGACCAAAGUGUCUGGAAAGCCAGCUCCUUCUGUUGAAUGGCUGAAGGACAAGAUCAAAGUAAAAGAAAGCCGAAAUGUGAAAACAGAAUUUAAAGACGAUAUCGCCAAACUGAUUAUCAAGCAAACUAGAGGAACUGACAAAGGAGAAUAUACAUGCGUUGUUAAGAAUGAUGUCGGGUCAACUUCUACAAUGGCAAAGGUUACCGUCCGUGUUCCUGUCAGGCCAGACUUUACUGUAAAGCUGAAGCCAACUGAAGCAGUUGAGGGGGGAGAAGGACGGUUCACUGUCCAAACGAAAGGAGAACCAAAACCGGAAAUAGAAUGGUACAAAGGAACAACUAAGAUUGUUGAUGAAGGAAGAUACCAGUUCGAGGAAACUGAUGACGGCAAGCACUCAUUGAUCAUAGUUGAUGUCAACCGUGAUGAUUCUGGAGCGUACAAGUGCACAGCAACUAACGAGAUGGGGAAAGCUACGACCCGAGCUGACUUGACAGUAAAGGAACGACAGUUUGCCCCAGAAAUCGAGGGAGAUCAAGAAGGUCCAAUAAUCGUCCAAAAAGGUGACGAAGUUAACAUCAAAGUAGUCAUCAAAGGAAAACCAAAGCCGGAAGUGAAGUGGUACAAGGAUGGCAAACCCCUCCGAGACACAACUAGGUUGGAUAUCCGAUCCCGCGAUAACUCUUACUACAUCGUCAUCCUAAGUGCAAAGCCUGAAGAUGCGGGAACGUACAAGUGCGAGGCAACGAGCAAACUUGGCAAAGCUUCUAAAACGUUUGAAGUACGGGUCCAAGAUGACAAAGGAAAGGCUCCAGUGCUUGACUCAGAGUUGAAGUCUAUUGAAACAGUGGAAGGCGAAGACGUCAAAUUUGUUUGUAAAGUUUCUGGUGAGCCGAAGCCUACAAUAGAGUGGUUUAAAGACGACCAGCCAUUGAAGCCUGACAGCCGUAUAAAGAUUGAUUAUGACGCCGAUGAAAGUAAGUUAACGAUCAAAAGCACUACUUUGGAGGACGAGGCCCUGUACAAGUGUGUCGCUCGUAACGACCUAGGGUCCAUUGAUACCAGUGCUGAGCUUCUGGUGAACGAAAAAACAAGUGAUGCAAGUGCUGAGCUUCCAGAGGAGGAAAAACCUGUGAACAUUGUGAUCAAAGAAAAUAUGAAGGAUCUUAAAGGGGAAAUAGGAAAAGAAGCAAAGUUUGAUGUGAAAGUAGAAGGUAAGCCCAAACCUGAAGUGGAAUGGGUGAAAGAUGGCAAGGUCAUCGAAGAUGUCGGUCGUUAUCUUUUAAUCGACGAAGAAGAGGGUGAAGGAAAACAUUCGCUCGUUAUUGAUGAAAUUGUACCUGAAGAUGCCGGACUGUACAAAUGUACUGUGUUCAACGAAACUGGUGAAUUAGAAACAAGUGCUAAUCUUAUCUUGCAAGAUGAUUUGAAAGCUCCAGAGUUCGACAAGGGCCCGGAAGGUCCUAUCGUUGUCACCGAGGGAGAAACAAUUGACUUGAAUGCAGAGGUAACUGGCAAGCCAUUACCAGACAUUGAAUGGCUAAAAGACGACAAGCCAAUAAAAAAGACAAGCAACGUAGAGAUGAUAGCUGAUGGAAACAAGUUUAAACUUGUAAUAGUGAAAGUAGCUACAAACGACACCGGGAAGUACAAGUGUGUUGCACGAAGUACUGCAGGAGUAGCUGAGAAAAGCUUUGAAGUGAUUGUUAAUGUUAAAAAGCCUGAGGGUGCAGCUCCUUCAAUCCUAGAAUCACUGAAACCCGUUGAAGUAUCGGAAGGAGAUGACGCUGUUCUUGAAUGCAAGGUCUCUGGGACGCCAACGCCAAUAGUUGAAUGGUUUAAAGGUGCAGUCCGCGUUAAAGAAAGCAGGAGAAUAAAGUCUGAAAUUUCAAAUGAUGUGGCAAAACUAACUAUCAAGUCUACGCAAGCUAAUGACCAGGGAGACUAUAAAUGUGUUAUUCGCAACGAUUUUGGUUCGACGUCUUCCAAAUCAAAACUUACUGUGAAAGUCCCGAUAAAACCAGACUUUACGAUGAAAUUGAAACCUACAGAAGUAGUUGAAGGGAGCGAAGCACGCUUUGAAAUACGUCUUAAAGGUGAGCCAAAGCCAGAAGUAGAGUGGUACAAAGGAACAACUAAGAUUGUCGAUGAAGGAAGGUUCCAGUUCGAAGAAACUGAUGACGGCAAGUACACUUUGAUCAUAGUCGAUGUGAAUCGUGAUGAUUCUGGAACAUACAAGUGUACAGCAACUAACGAAGCAGGAAAAGCGACAACCCGAGGUGAUUUGACUGUUAAAGAACGACAGUUUGCUCCUGAAAUUGAAGGAGAUCAAGAAGGACCCUUCAUUGUUAAUGAAGGUGACGAAGUUAACAUCAAAGUAGUCAUCAAAGGAAACCCAAAGCCGGAAGUGAAGUGGUACAAGGAUGGCAAAACUCUCCGAGAUACAACUAGGCUGGACCUCCGGUCACGUAAUGAAACCUAUUACAUUGUGAUUAUCAGUGCAAAGCUGGAUGACACAGGAACAUACAAGUGCGAGGCAACGAGCAAACUUGGCAAAGCAUCAAAAACGUUCGACGUUAUAGUUCAAGGCCCAAAAGGAGACGCCCCAUCUGUAACAUCAGAGAUGAAACCAAAUGAAGUAGUUGAAGGACAAGAAACAAAGCUGGUCUGCAAGAUCAAAGGCAAACCUGAGCCCACAGUCGAAUGGUUCAAGGAUGAUAAGCCAUUGAAGACCGACCGUCGGGUAAAAGUCGACUAUGAUGGUGAAACUAGCACCCUUAUCAUUAAAGAAUCUGUUCUGGACGAUGAAGCCUUGUACAAAUGUGUUGCAACGAACAAAUUUGGUGAAGUAUCCACCAGUGCGGAACUACUGGUUGAAGAAAAAGGUACCAAACCAGAAAUCGAAGAAGAAAUGAAAGAUGUGGUUUGCGCUCUUGGAAACAAGGCUAAAUUUGAAAUCAAAAUUCAGGGAACACCUAAACCCGAAAUCGAAUGGUUUAAGAACGGCAAACAGAUUAAAGAUGGUGGUCGGUUCCAAGUGAUCGCCGAGGAAGAAGACAAUUCAUAUUCACUUAUCAUAGACCAAGUUGAAUCAGAGGAUGUUGCUACUUAUAAGUGCGUAGCCUUUAACGACCUAGGAGAAGUUGAAACCACAGCUUCUCUUACCCUUGAAGAAGAGCUGGUUGCACCUGAGUUCAUAAGUAAAGGAGGUCCAGUCACAGUGACGGAAGGGGAAUCCGUGGAUAUCACUACAGAAGUGAAGGGAAAGCCAUCACCUGAAGUCGAGUGGUUCAAAGACAACAAGCCUUUAAGAAAAACAAAGAAAAUAGACAUCAAAUCCACCGACAACAAAUUUACAUUGGUCAUGGUUGAUGUAACCCAAGACGAUAGCGGCAUUUACAAGUGUGUUGCUCGAAGCAAGGCAGGAGUCGCUGAACAGACAAUCGAAGUUGUUGUCGAACGCAAAAAAGGCACCGCACCAGAAAUCAUCGAUGAAAUGCGUCCAGUUGAAGUCAAUGAAGGUGAAAAUGCUACCUUGGAGUGUACUGUUAGUGGGAAACCCGCUCCGUCUGUUGAAUGGAUGAAAGAUGGCAUUCGCAUUAAAGAAAGCCGACGAGUAAAAUGCAGCUUUGAUAGUGGAACUGCAUCUUUGACAAUAAAGCAGACUCGUGAAGAUGACAAAGGCGUUUACAAAUGCAUAGUUAAAAAUGACUUUGGAAAAACAGAUUCAACUAGCAAACUAACUGUGAUAGUUCCAAGAAGACCAGAUUUCAAAUUGAAAAUGAAACCUGUGUCAGGAAUCGAAGGUGGAGAAGCACGUUUCGAUGUGCGUGUCGAGGGAUUGCCAAAACCAGAAAUCGAAUGGUUCCACGGAACUACUCCCAUUGUUGAUGAUCAAAGGUUCCAGAUCAUCGAAGACGAAGAAGAAAAUUGCUACUCGCUGAUUGUAAGUAAUCUAAGACUUUCUGAUUCCGGUUCUUACAAAUGCAUCGCAACCAAUGACGUUGGUAAAGCUACAUCAAGAGCUGACCUUGACGUCAAGGAGAAGCAGUUUGCACCUGAAAUUCAAGCAGAAGACAAAGGUCCAAUAAUUGUCACUGUAGGUGAAGAAGUCAACAUUGCGGUGACAGUUAAAGGCAAACCCCAGCCCGAUGUUGAAUGGUUUAAAAACGAACGAACAAUCUUUGAAACUGCAAAACGCGACAUCAAGGUUCGAGGAGAUUCACAUACCCUUGUAAUUUUGAGCUCCAAACUAGAAGAUGCUGGAACUUACAAGUGCGUGGCAAGCAACAAGGUUGGCAAGGAUUCUCGGACAUUUGACGUUAGAGUUCAAGCUGAAAAACCCAAAGGGGAAGCUCCUGUGAUUACUUCAAAAUUGAAACAAGUUGAAAUAACGGAAGGAGAAGAUGUGGUCCUUGUCUGUGAGUUCUCUGGAAAACCAGAACCAGUUUGCGAAUGGUCGAAAGAUGGGUUGGCAAUUAAGCCUGAUGGUCGCACUAGAAUAAAAGUGUCUGACACGUCAUCAACUAUAACCAUCAAAGAAUCGACACUUGAUGAUGAAGGGCAUUACAAAUGUACCAUUCGAAAUGACUUAGGUUCAGUUUCAACCUCUACGGAAGUAUUGGUGAACGAAAAAGAAGAAGGCGCUGGACCUCGCAUCGUAGAAAAGCUCAAAGACGUAGAUGCUGUUCUGGGACAGAAUGUCGAAUUUUCAAUUCGCGUUUCUGGGACUGCCGAAGUUGAUUGGUUUAGAAAUGAAGAAUUGGUGGAAGGUGCUGGCAGAUUUAUGAUCGUUGACGACGAAAACGAAGGGCUGUUUGAACUUGAAAUUGAAGGCGUUCAUCCAGAAGAUGUUGGGAUGUACAAGUGUGUCGUGUUCAAUGAGUCUGGUGAAGUUUCCUCGACUGCUCGUUUGCGAAUACAGGAAGAAGCGAUUACUUCAGAGGGCGUCGACGAAACAGAGUCAGCACCACUUAGAGCCUUAAAACCAGAGAUCAUUGAGCCGUUACAAUCUGUAAAAGUAAUGGAGGGAGAUGAAGCGGUGCUUGUUUGUAAGGUUUCUGGAACUCCUUUACCAACUGUGCAGUGGGAAAAGAACAACUUGCCCAUCAGAGAAAGCUAUCGCGUGAAAGGAAAACUCGAAGAUGAUGUUGCGACGUUGACACUAAAGCAAACACGUGGAGAUGAGUCAGGCGAAUACAAGUGUAUAGUAAGCAAUGAGCAUGGUACAGUCUCUUCAUCAUGUAAGUUAACAGUUGUCGUGCCGAUAAAACCAUCUUUCAAGACCAAACUCCGACCACUUGAGGUCGUAGAGGGUUCCAAAGCGCAAUUCGAUGUUGAAAUUGAAGGAUUUCCGAAGCCAGAAGUUGAGUGGUACCAUGGAACAACAAAGAUCGUUGACACAGGGAGAUACACAUUUGAAGAAGAUAAUGAAAGAUAUACACUCAUUAUCAACAGCACUACACUUGACGAUAGCGGAGCAUACAAGUGCGUAGCUUCGAAUGACGCUGGAAAGAGCACGUCUCGCAGCGACUUAACCGUCAAGGAAAGAGAGUUUGCCCCUGAAAUCACUGGAGGUGAUGAUGAACCAAUAUAUGUGGAUCUAAAUCAAGAAGUCAACAUCAAAGUAACGGUUAAAGGAAAACCAAAACCGGAAGUUAAAUGGUAUAAAGACGGGAAACCAGUCAGAACAUCGCUAAAUACUGAAGUCAGGUCACGAGGUGAAAGCCACUCGUUCGAGAUUCUUCGUGCUAAACCAGAGGACGCAGGUAUCUAUAAAUGUGAAGCAAAGAACAAGCACGGGACUGAUUAUAAGACGUUCACUUUAAAAGUUGGAGAGCAAAAGCCGAAAGGCGAAGCACCAGUACUAACCACAAGACUUGCACCAGUGGAAGUAACUGAGGGAGAAGAGGCUAUAUUGUUUUGCGACUUUACUGGUACUCCAGAACCAGCUUGCGAGUGGUUGAAGGACGGCGUAGAGCUAAAACCUGACGAUCGUAUUGCCAUUGAAUACACCGGAAAAUCGUGCACCGUUACCAUCAAAGAAGCAACUACACAUGACGAGGGUACCUACAAGUGUGUUUUACGUAAUGAAUUUGGUUCGACUUCAACGACUACAGAGGUCGUUGUAAACGAUAAAGAACUUGGGCAAGGACCGACCAUCCUCGAAAAACUGAGUGACAUUACAGUGAAGAUCGGCCAAAAAGCUAAUUUUAAGAUCCGCGUAUCCCUACCGGCCGAGCUCGAUUGGCUCAAAGGCGAAGAUGUUAUUGAGGAUUCUGGAAGGUUUAUCGUCAUUGAUGAUGAAGACGAUACUGGAUUUUUCCAGCUCAUCAUAGAGGACGUCCAGCCUGAAGAUAUUGGUAGAUACAAAUGUGUCGUUUUCAACGAAGAUGGAGAAGUCUCGUGUAAAGCCAAACUUGCUCUACAAGAGGAAGAACUUAUUGCUCCAGAGACGAUAGAGGAAUCUGAAGCCGCUGCAGAACCAUUAACAGAAAUUAAACCUCUUGGUACUGCACCAUUAGUGACAGAGCCUCUCAAAUCCGUCGAGGUCUCCAACGGAGACACAGCAAUCCUGAAGUGCAAAGUAAGUGGCACACCAGUCCCUUCUGUUGAGUGGUUCCAAAAUAACGUUCCAGUAAAGGAAGGCUGGCGCAUUAAGUCGGAAUACAAGAAUGACACUGCCACCCUAACGAUCAAGCAAGCAAAGGAAGAAGAUGCUGGGUCUUACAAAAGUGUAAUCCGUAACGAUCUUGGUGAAACAUCAACUUCUGCAAAACUAAUCAUCAAAGUGCUUACCAUGCCAACCUUCACUACAGAACUGACUAAAGUAGAGGUGGAAGAGGGAGAAGAGGCCCGAUUCGUAGCAGGUAUUGAUUGCUACCCGAAACCUGAAGUAGAGUGGCUUGUUGGCGGAACAAAAAUUGACGACGAAGGGAAUUAUGAAAUCAUUGAAGAUGAAGAGAAUGGCACUUACACCCUGGUUAUCUCCAAUGUAAAAAUGCAAGAUGCAGGAAACUACAAGUGUGUUGCAUCUAACGAAGUUGGACGAGCCACAUCACGAGGCGAACUUGUCAUCAAUGAGAAUCUCUUUGCACCUCAGUUUGAAGGCGAAGCGGAACCCAUCAUUGUUCGCGAGACACAUGAAACUACCAUCACAGCUAUUAUUAAAGCCAAGCCUCAAGCCCAAGUAACUUGGUACAAGGAAGGAGUACCACUGCGUGACAGCAUUGCCUAUGACAUCAAAUCUCGUGGUAACACCUAUAACUGUGUAAUCUUACGUGCGAAACCAACUGAUGCUGGUCUUUAUAAGUGUGAAGCCAAGAACGAGAUCGGAACUGCUUCCAGGACCUAUGAAGUGCAAGUCAAAGCUGCUGCAGCAAAAGACGAAGAACCUUCUCUCUCGGGUUUGACGAAACGUAUAGAGGUAACCGAGGAAAGUCCUGCCAAGCUUGUCUGUAAGGUUUUUGGAACGCCUCAACCAACCUGCAAGUGGACCAAGGAUAAUGUAACCGUUAAAACCGAUAGUCGUAUUAAGAUCGAAUUUGAUGGAACUACGAGUACGCUGUCCUUCAAAGAAACUAGAAUUGAGGAUGAAGGCGUUUACAAAAUUGUUGCAGCAAAUGACCUUGGUUCAGCCUCAUCAACAUGCCAGUUACUAGUCAAUGAGCUGGGAAUUCGACCAAAAUUCGAACAGAAGUUAAAGAAUAUCGACGUAGUUGAAGGAGAGAAAGCCAAAUUCCAAGUCCGAUUAUCUGGAAUACCGGCUCCUGACGUUGAGUGGAUGAAAGAAUCUACCAAGAUCAGAGAUGGAGGAAGAUACAAAAUCAUUGAAGAGAACAUGGUUCACUCUCUUGUAAUUGAAGACUGCAAGCUUGAAGAUUCUGGCAAAUACGAAUGCAUAGCGUUCAAUUCCAUUGGAGAAGUCAAAUCUAGAGCGACACUAAAUGUCGAGGAAGAGAUAGUAAGGCCUGCGUUUGUAGGUCCAGCAGAAGAACCUUUCGUCAAAAGCGAAGGUGAGAGCGUAGAGAUGACUGUAGAAGUCAUUGGCAAGCCUAUGCCUGAAGUCGAGUGGUACCAUUACAACACUAACUUAAAAAAGACAAACAAGAUUGACUUUAAAGCUACAGACAAUCGUUUCGCACUUGUACUGGUAGACCUGACAAAGAAUGACAGCGGUAUGUAUCGAUGUGUGGCCAAAAACAAAGCUGGACAAGCAAGCAGAUCUUUCGACCUGGAAGUACAAAGAAAGAAGAUAAAAGGUGAAGCCCCUGAAAUAAUCGACUCACUUAAACCGGUUGAAGUUACAGAGGGCGAACCAGCAAAGCUUAUGUGCAUAGUGAGUGGAAAACCAAUGCCAAUUAUUGAGUGGUUUAAGGAUGGACUCCCCGUCAAGGAUAGUAGACGUGUGAAAUCGGAGUUUGACGGGACUACAGCGUCACUCAUCUUUCUAGAAUCGCGAGGAGAGGAUUCAGGCCAGUACAAGUGCGUUGUUCGUAAUGAGCUUGGUUCAGCGCCGACAUCAGCAAAACUCAAGGUUAUCAUCCCAACAAGGCCAGAGUUCGUCGAAAAACUUAAGAAUAUCCAGGUUAAUGAAGGAGAGGAAGCUCAAUUCGAGGUUCGAAUAAAAGCGUAUCCAAAACCCGAAAUCGAAUGGUAUAAGGGCUCAACAAAGAUCUUAGAUAUGGCUCGAUAUGAAAUAAUCGACGCAGAAGAUGAGGAAGAUACAUAUUCUCUAAUCAUAAGCAGAUGCCAACUCGAUGACUCUUCGGUUUAUAAAUGUGUUGCUACAAAUGAAGCAGGAAAAAGCACAUGCCGUGGCGAACUGGUCGUGAAGGAAAAGGAGACAAUCCCGAUAUUCCCUGGAGAUGAAGAAACAACAACAGUUUUCGUCAAUGAAGGAGAAGAGCUCAAACUAUCGGUCAGUCCAUCAGGAAAGCCAAAACCUGAAGUUACUUGGUACAAAGAGGAAAAAAUGUUAGUAGUGAGUUCAAGACGAGAUAUCAGAACUCGAGGUGAUGAUUACAUAUUUGUAGUCUUCACUGCCAAACCCGAAGAUGCAGGAAAGUACAGAUGUGAAGCAUCCAAUCGGCUUGGAAAGACCAUCAAGCACUUUAUUGUAAAAGUACGAGCUACCGAACCUGAAGGGGAAGCGCCAAGAUUUAUAACCAAGAUGAAACCACAAGAUGUCAAUGAAGAUGAAGAUGUCAAAUUUGUAUGUUCUAUUUCUGGUACACCUAAGCCAACUGUAAUCUGGAGCAAAGAUGGAGAAGUACUUAAUGAUAGCCUUCGGUAUCGAACUGACAUUUCAAGUGCACAAUGCAUACUGACAAUACGUGGUGCCAAGCUAGAAGACGAAGGCGUCUACAAAUGCGCACUUCGAAACGAACUUGGUUCAGCAACAACAACUGCUGAACUUAUGGUAAACCAAAGAGGAAAAAGACCAAAGUUUGAACAAAAACUUACACAUACAGAAGGAAAAGCUGGACACGAUGUUCUGUUGCAGGUACGUGUAAGUGGCACCCCACCUCCUGAAAUUGAGUUCUUCCAUGAAAAUAUCAAGAUCGAAGAUGGCGGAAGAUUCUCAAUUCUGGAAGAGCAAGAUGGAUUCUACACUCUCGUCAUUAAAGAUACGAAGGCAGAAGACGGUGGGCAGUACAAGUGCACCGCUACUAACAAAGUUGGGGAAGUUUCCUCCAGAGGUUUCUUGCAUAUAGAAGAAGACGUGAUUCCCCCAGAAUUCAUUGGCGACUUGAAAGGACCGAUUAACCUUGUUGAAGGGGACAGCUGUGAGCUGAAUUUAGAAGUCAGUGGAAAACCCUCACCUGAAAUUGAAUGGUACAGAAAUGAGCGUAUGGUUUGGUCGACUAGUAAGAUACAACUUCUUUACAAAGAUAACAAGAUUACUAUGGCUAUGGUUGAUUUAACAGUGGGAGACAGUGGAAUGUACAAAUGUGUAGCUCGUAACAAAGGAGGUGUUGCCACGAAAACGGUCAACAUUAAUGUUGAAGCUAAAAAGCCCGAAGGCAAUGCUCCCGAAAUUAUAGAAGAAAUGAAACCAGUUGAAGUUAAUGAGGGAGAGAGCGCACAGCUUAAGUUUGUAAUUACUGGAAAACCAACGCCGAAGCUAGAAUGGUUUAAAGAUGGACUGUCUUUGAAAGAAACGAGGCGUGUCAAAUCGGAGUUACACGAUGGCGUAGUAACUCUCACAUUCAAAGAAACAACAGACAUGGACAUAGGGAACUACAAGUGUGUUGUUCGCAAUGAACUGGGAAAAGCUACCACAGCCGCAAGGCUAGAAAUCCGAGUUUCUACCAAGCCCGAAUUUAAGACAAAACUGAAACCCCAAGAGGCGAUAGAAGGCGAAACAGUUCGCUUGGAGGUACGUGUAAAGGGCUUUCCUACUCCUGAACUAGAAUGGUAUCAAGGAGCUACCAAGAUCGUUGAUGUGGGACGAUACCAGUUUGACUACAAUGAAGACAGAGGUUCAUACUCACUCAUAAUUAGCAAUGUUACCAUGGACGAUGCAGGAACCUACAAGUGUGUCGCACUUAACAGAGCAGGAAAGACCACCUGUCGCGGAGAGCUUGAUGUCAGGCAAAAACAAUUUGCUCCCAUGUUUGAAGAACCUGAACAAACUGAACCAACAGUCCUUUCCCCCGAAGCAGACGCCACCAUCAAGGCAACCGUCCUUGGUAAUCCACAGCCUUCAGUAACAUGGUACAAAGACGGCAUACCUACCUAUGGAAGCCUUAGAGCUGACAUACGUUCUCGUGGCAACGUUCAGUUUUUGAAAUUCUCUAGUGUUAAGCCUGAAGAUGCAGCAACAUACAAGUGCGAAGCUAAGAACAGAUUAGGAACUGCUUCCAGAACGUUCGUGGUGAAAGUUGAAGGUGGCAGUCUGAAAGGUGAGCCUCCACAGUUUUUGCAGCGCCUACAACCAACCGACGUAAUUGAAGGCGAAACAAUAAGACUGGUGUGUCAUGUCUAUGGAAAGCCACAACCGACAGUUGAAUGGCUUAAAGAUGACCUACCGAUUCGCAAAGACUGGAGAACUACAACCGAAUACGAAAAAGAUGUGUGCACGCUCAGAAUCACAGAAGCCAAACAAGAAGAUGAAGGUAUUUACAAAUGUACUAUCAAGAACAUACAUGGCUCGGUAUCAUCUUCCGCUGAGGUCACGUUGAGCGACAAGGAAUCUCGUCCAAGAAUCAUCGAAAAGCUUCAAAAUGUCGAGUCAGUUAUUGGCGAAAGCGGAACGUUCCGUAUUCGAGUGCUUGGUACUCCUACACCAGGGGUCGAAUGGUUCAAAGACGACGUCCAAAUUGAGUCCGAAGGAAGGUUUAGAGCAGAAAAAGAAGGAAGAGGAUACUUCUCUCUUACCAUUAUGGAUAUAGUUUCUGAAGAUGAAGGCCUCUACAAGUGUGUAGCAACCAAUGAACUUGGUGAAGUGAUAUCAAAGGCAGAACUUCAGCUUGCUGAGGUCAUGAUCGAGCCAUCAUUCAUUGGUGAGGAAGCCGAACCAAUCCAAGACUUCGAGGGCAGCGAUUUUGAUCUUGCCGUGUACCUGCGAGGCCGACCGUUGCCAAAUGUCACAUUCUACAAAGACGAGCUACCAGUUAUUGUGUCUGACAGAUUAGAGCUCUCUUCGAGAGGUAACAGGUUCAGUCUCAACAUAACAGAUUUGGUAAAACGUGACAGCGGAACCUACAAAGUUGUGGCAAAGAACAAGGCUGGCACUGCAACUAGGAAUGUGGAGUUGACAGUGAAACCAAAAAAGACUUGGACACCAGGACAAUCACCACCAGAAAUAAUAGUGCCUCUGAAAGCAACGCUGGUCAGUGAAGGAAGUCCCAUGAAAAUGCGAUGCCGUAUAUCUGGAGAUCCAACCCCAACAGUUGAAUGGUUUAAAAAUAGUUUAUCUUUAGUUACAAAUGACAGGGUAACAACAGGAUCUACAGGAGAUAUGAAAUACGUCAACUUCCUAGAAGUUAAGAAUAGUGACGAAGGGCGAUACCGAUGCGUUGCAACAAAUGAAGUAGGGUCAGUUACAACGACUGCAGAUCUAACCGUAGAGUCAAGUGUCAGACCACCAUCUUUCAAAUUGAGAUUAAUGGAUGUUGAAGCUAGUGAAGGAGAGGAAACUACAUUUGUUGUUAAAUUAAAAGGCCCAACGGACAGUGUUAAAUGGUACUACAACGAUGAACUCAUUGAAAGCGGAGAAAGAUUCCAAAUUGAGCGAGGAGAUGAGGAAGGCGAGUUCGUGCUUAUUAUUCCAAGUACCACCAAAGACGACGAAGGUACAUACCAAUGUGUAGCCAGAAAUGAGUCAGGAAAAGCAACUACAAAAGCGGAACUACAGGUGCUUGAAAGUUUAAUAAUUCCUUCGUUUGUUGGUACUCAAGAAGCACCCAUGUCAUUCAGGGAAGGAGAUGAUGUAAGCCUUGAUGUUGAAGUGAGAGGACGACCCGCUCCUGAAUUAACGUGGUACAAAGAUGACAUCUUAGUUUUCGAGAGCAGUCGGAUUACCAUUCGCUCUCGCUAUACCAAACAUACCUUGAAAAUUUCCGAUGUAACGACAAAAGAUUCUGGAUGGUACAAAUGUGUUGCAAGAAGCAAGGCUGGCUCUUCUUACAGAAUAUUUAACGUUGACGUUGCUCCUAAAAAGCCUAGAGGUUUUGCUCCAGAGUUCUUCAAAGAGCUCAGGCGAACGGAAGUAGAACAUGGUGCCACUACAAAGCUUGAAGCAAAAGUCAGCGGACAGCCCGAACCAACCAUUGAGUGGACGAAAGACGGAGAAGUCUUGACAGCCAGCCCACAAUUUAGAACUUAUUAUGAUGGAGAGGUGUGCAAGCUAACGAUCUUUGAAACUAAAGACAGCGACAGCGGCGAAUACACUUGUGUUGCAACAAAUGAUGUUGGCACUGUUUCCUCGAAGGCUCAGCUAGUGGUCAAAGAACCCAUUGUGUCACCUGAAUUUAAGAAAAAAAUGGAAAACACUACAGCAAUGGAGGAGAAAACAGCUGAAUUCGUUGUCCGUGUGGUUGGUAAUCCCGAGCCUGAAAUAGAAUGGGCAAAAGGAGGAAAGAAAAUAAGAGGCGAUGCACGCUUCCAGAUAAGAACAGUCGACAAAAACACUUACAAACUUGUUAUUAAACAUGUUACCCUUGACGAUCUGGGUACUUACAAGUGUGUGGCAAGUAACGAGGCUGGUCGAAUGCAGUGCAGCGCAAGACUUGACGUCACUGAGAAAAUGAUACCACCUAAAAUCAUUUCAGAAUUACCUGAGAGAACAAUGUUAUUAAGCGAAGGAGAUGAUCUACAACUACAUACAAACGUUGAAGGUAACCCUUUACCCGAAGUCGAAUGGUAUAAAGAUGGAACCCUCAUUAGGAGAACAGAGCGAAUAAAGAUUUAUCCAGCCGGGAACAAAUACAGUUUGACAGUUCGUGGACUUGUCGCCGAAGACACUGGCGUUUAUAAGUGCUCGGCGAAGAGUGUGGCUGGAACCUUUUCAAAAUCUUUCACCGUCGUAGUUGAAUCUAAAAAACCUGCUCCUCUCUUCGUCGAGCCUCUUCAAGAACAAGAAGUUGUUGAGGGUAAAGAUACACGGAUGGAAUGCACAGUACGAGGAACACCACGACCCAUGGUCGAGUGGCUCAAGGAUGGACGAAACUUCAGGGAAGACUACCACAUAUACACUGAAUUCGAUGGCAGCUCAUGCGUUCUUAUAGUCAAGGGAGCUAAGAAGGAGCACGAUGGGCUUUAUGAAUGUAUCGCUAAGAACAAAGAAGGAAGAGCCAAAUCAGGUGCCAGAUUAAUAGUGAAGGAAGACGUACGCGUACCAACCUUCGAUCAGCCAUUACAAGACCUGCUCGUAACAGAGUCAGACAAGGUCGCUUUGAAAGUUCUAGUAUCUGGUAAACCUCUACCAACAGUAGACUUUUACAAAGGCGAAGAGCUACUUGUCCGCAGUGGAAGAAUACGCAUAGAAGAAGAUCACGACACCCAGGCGUAUACUUUAACCAUUCGUGAUUGUAUCCCAAGUGAUUCUGGCGAAUACUCAUGUGUGCUCAAGAACAAGGCCGGCGAAGCGUCUUGCCAAGCAGAGCUAACUGUAAAAUCAAGGAUCUCUGUUCCAUCGUUCACUGGUGGACCUGGAGAUAUACCUAUUGAUAUAUGGGAAGGCGUGCCUAUACAACUGGUUGUAGAAGUGAAAGGAAAACCUCCACCAACGAUAGAGUGGUUCAAGGAAAAGAGACAAGCCAAACGAAUUAAGAGAGUGCAGCUUCUGAGUGAGGGCAAUAAGUACAUGCUCGUUAUCCCUAAGGCUGUACCGGAAGACGCUGGUGAAUAUCAUUGUGAAGCAACCAACUCUGCUGGAGUAAUAAGAAAAACCUUCAAAGUGACUAUCAACGCUCAAUCAGUUGUGCUACGCCGUCAACCUGUUCCCCCAGGCUCUACAAAGCCCGAGUUCAUUCAGCGCCUUCAAGACCAGGAAAUUAUAGAAGGAAGUGCAGCGCGCUUCACCGUCCAAGUCCAAGGAAUACCUGAACCCGAUGUUGACUGGUACAAAGACAACAAAGUUAUUCGCGAGGGAGGCCGUGUAGAAUUUGAAUUCCAGGACGAUGGCAGUUGUAUACUUAUCAUCAGAGAUGCUCUCAAGUCUGAUCGAGGACGAUACAAAUGUGUAGCAAGUAACGCUGCUGGAAAAGCUCAGUGCAGUUCAGAAUUGUUCAUUGAAACUCAUGGUUUUGAGUCUGGAGUAAGUGACACAGAUAUGGACUUUGCUGCCUUUAGAGACAAAAGGGAAUCAACUAUUGAACUGCUAACGGAUGAAUCUUCCGACGAGGUUGAUGCUGAAGGCAUUCCGUACCAACAAAAGCUUCCACCUGAAAUCACUCUUGUGCUACGAAACAAAGACGUCAAUGAAGGAGGUGUAACCAAAUUUGCUUGCCGUGCCAUCAGUAAGGCCCCAAUGACUGUCCAAUGGUUCAAAGACGAAACUCCAAUCUCGAAAGAAUGGGAACGCUUCUCCUUCGAGCACGACGAAGAUCUUUACGCAUUAAAUAUAUCCAAAGUUAAGGUGGUUGACAGUGGUCCUUACAAAAUAGUAGUAACCAACGAGUUUGGUUCCGUUGAAAGUGUUGCCUAUUUAAACGUUCAAGCUGCAAUGGAGCCAGAGUUUGAAGGAUCGUCUCCACGAUUCCUCAUAAAACUGAAGGACGUGACUGCCGUAGAUGGUACAUCUGUUCGUUUACAGUGCCAAGUGACUGGUGCUCCAACACCUGAAGUGAGAUGGUAUCGUGACGAUGAACCUCUUAUUGAGGGAGACAAGUACCAAUUUGAAGUCAACGAUGAGAUGUAUGCCGUGAUAAUAAAUGAUGUCACAGAAGAUGAUACUGGCAAUUACAAAGUCAUUGCAAGGAACAGCGCUGGAAGAGAGCAUUGCACAGCUGAUGUCACAGUCAAACAUCCUGAAACAGAAGAAGAGGAAAGUGACACUGAGACUGGAAAAAAGAGAGGAGUUGCAAAAAUCGAGUCAAAAUCGGAUGUUCCAAAGCCCGAGAUUCUUCUUAAUUUGAGAGACAGAACAGUCGUUGAAGGUAUGUCAGUAAGGUUCAACUGCAGAACCUCAAGCACACCAAAGCCUUACGUUUUGUGGUACAAAGACGAUCGCGCGAUAGGAAGCUAUGGUCGCUACGAGAUUAGCAGUAUGUCCGGGACUCAGAGUCUUGUUAUCCGAGAUUGCCAAGUUGGGGAUGUCGGGACUUACAAAUGUCAAGUUACAAGUCUUGGAGGCGAAGCUCACACUACUGCACGACUAACCGUUGAAGAACUCCCUAAAAGCAAACCUUCCGUUGUUGCUAGUGCACCUCGAUUCCUAGAAGAACUCAGAGGUGCUGUAACUGUGGUAGGUAGCACAGCAAGACUAAGUGCCAAGCUCACUGGACAUCCUAAGCCUUCCAUCGAAUGGUACAGAGAUGAUCGUGAGUUGCUUGAAGGCGGAAGGAUACGGUUCGAAGAAGGACCAGGUGGACAAGUAACACUGGUUGUCAGAGAUUGCAGGUUAACAGAUCAAGGAAGGUACAAAUGUCUAGCCUUUAACAGACUCGGAAGAGACUUUUCGUCAUCAAGUCUUAUAAUAACAGAAUUGAUUCCUUCUGAUGAAGAACAAGAGGAAGAAGAAUUCCCUAGAGAAUCUCGACGUAGCAUCAAGGAAUCCGUCAAGUCAUUGCCAAAAAUACCAUCAGAGGAGCUUUUGGCCGUAGACUCGCCCAUAAGCCAAUCAACGCCCAUGCGGCCUCGAGGUGAACCACCUGAGUUCAUACGAAAGCUAAGAGAUGAAACGAUCAAGGAAACGCAAAGCGCGCACUUUGUUUGCCUGGUUCUCGGGAAUCCAGAACCUACCUACCAGUGGUUCCACGAAGACAAUCUCUUGAGUGAAAACGAGAAGUACAAAAUAACUUGCGAGGAAGACAAGCUGACUUUAGAGAUAUUGAACUGCUCUGCUGAGGAUGAGGGCAUGUACAAAUGUAUGGCAACUAAUCAAUGUGGAAAUGAUAUGACGUCAGCAAGGCUUAAUGUCGAAGUUGAGCCGAGGCCAGCAGUAAUCCCUGAACCAGAAUCAGCAGUUAAAAUAGAUUCCGAACAAGAACUCGAAGCAGAGCCUCAAGAAUCCGAAACAGAGAGCCAAAUGUCUGAACCAGAACCUGUAACAGAGAUACCUUUACAGGCUGUAGACGUCCCACGAGCAGAAGAAGUACCUGAAGAAAUCACACCAACCACUCCCAAAGGCGUGGAACCUUCAUUCGUUAAGAAAAUAGAAAACUGUAAAGCUGUGGAAGGUGGUCGAGCAAGAUUUGAUGUGAAAGUAAGCGGCUACCCUGAACCAUUUGUUGACUGGUUUACCCGUGGGAAAAUGAUAGAAGAGAGCGAAAUCUUCAGAAUUGAAGAAACAGAAGAAGGAGACUGUGCRCUAAUCAUAAAUGACGUUGACCGCGAGGAUGCUGGAAUCUACAAGUGUGUGGCGGAAAAUGACGAAGGCACCAUCUCUUGUGAGGCGGAGCUCAUUAUAGAAGUUCCUGAUGAAGAAUCCGAGACUGAAUCUAUCGAAGAUGAUGCCACAAGAAAACAACCAUCAAAACCAGCAGAGACAAAGCCUUCAGAACCGGCAGCUCCAAAGCCGCCUUCAAAACCAACUGCUCAAGAAGCUCCCGCGGCACCUGUUACCAAGCCAAAGCCAGUAAAGAAAGCUGCACUUCCAAAACCAACUUUCACAUCUGAGUUGGCUGACAAACAAGUCAAGGAAGGUGACAACCUAAGUCUAGACGUCAAGAUUCCAUCAGAAUGCAAAGCUGAGGUAUCCUGGUAUAGAGAUGACACCCUACUAAAGGAAGACCAUCGAAUAACUAUCAUAUCAGCAGGUGAUCUGCAUUGUUUAACUAUCUUCGGGGUUGCUAUCAAGGACGAGGCGGUUUAUAAAGUUGUUGCUACAAAUUCUUCUGGAACACUUCACUCUGAUUGUGAGGUGUUAAUUGAAGAGCGUAUCAAAGUACCACAAUACGAUUCAAGGCGUCUUUCGCAAGUUGCACCUGAGUUUAUUGAGGAGUGCGAAUCUCAGACCGUCACAGAAAAGGGAACAGCUAUCUUCCGCAUCAAAGCCCUUGGCAGCCAACCUUUGUCGAUCAGAUGGUUCAAAGAUCAACAGACUAUCAAAUAUGGUGGGCGCGUGAAGAUGUCUUCAGAUGGCGAAAACUGUACUUUGAAAAUCUCACCAGUGGAGAAAAAGGACGAAGGUCUUUACAUGUGUGUUAUUUCUAACAAAGCUGGGACUGCAGACUGCGAAGUACUGCUCACAGUUGAACCAAUGGAGUCUGUCGAAGGCGCAGAAGAUGGUGGUGUCACAACCCCCAAAUCAAAAGACGCCAAACCGAGAAGAACCGCCGGUGAAAAGCCAACCAUCGUUACUCCAUUAUCAGACCUAGACGUCUUUGAAGGAGAUGACAUCGUACUUGAAGUGACGUCAGGACCUGAACCUAUUAAGAAAGUCGAAUGGUUUAAGGACAAUGAACUGAUACGGAUGCAGCCCCGAUAUAACGUCGUUUCUGAAGGCACCAAACACACACUUACUAUUACUCAGUCCAUCUUCGAUGAUGAAGGAAUAUUUAAGUGUGUUCUCUUGAAUGACUAUGGAAUAGCAUCGUGUUCAGCAGAAGUCUUAGUUGACAGUGAAACAGACUCAGUCUCAGAGGUUUCAUCAGCUGACGAAAGUGUUACCGACUUAAGAAAUGCAAGGCGGCGAUCACGUGACAGCGUAUGUGGACCUGAAUUCCAACAAGAGCUCAAAGACCGCGAGGUCUUGGAAGGCGACACCAUCCAUUUCGAUGUAAGAAUUACAGGAAGACCUGAACCCAAAGUUACGUGGUCUAAAGACGGGAAAGAACUAGUUGAAAGCUCACGAAUUACUUUCGUCAGUGAGCCAGAAACCGGGCUGUACUCGCUGCUCAUCAAGAAAGCUUCUAUCGACGACGAAGGUGACUACCGGGUCGUGGCUUCCAAUUCUGGUGGCUCAAUAUCUUGCCAGGCUGAGCUCCUGGUAGAAGAUCUCGAAACCGACGAAGAAGAACACAAGAUUAAAGAACCGAAGUCAGAAGCUCCAUCAAAACCCAAGCCCAAAGAUGAAGCGCCAGUAUUUACAGCUCUUUUGAAAGACCGUUCCAUUGAGAGUGGCAGUGCUGCACGCUUCGAUGCACGAGCAAUCGGUAACCCUACCCCUACUGUAACGUGGUACAAAGACGACAAGGAAAUCACCCCCACUGCUUUCCCACAUAUGAAGGUUUUAGACGAAGGUGACCUCCAUUCACUUCUGAUAACCGAGGGAACGCCUAAGGACUCUGGAUUCUUCAAAUGUGUGGCAAAGAACUCCGCUGGACAGGAUUCGACCAUUGGAAAGCUUUAUGUGGAAGGUCCUGGGUUCAAGCCUAUUGGUGGAGAUUCUAAACCAGUGAGAAAGAGCUCGGGAUUGGCAAGAAUUGAAGAUGUCUUAAAGCCUCAACUCUACAUUGCCUCGGAGGACUUCAGAUCAGAAGAAACAGGAAAGAAAUUCUUAGUAAAAGGAGACCAAGUCGAGGUACUUGACACAAGCCGCCCACAAUUCUGGCUGGUAAGACGCGUUUCACGUGGUGCAGAGAUCGGCUUCGUAAGAUCCAACGUUUUGACAAAAGAAGGCGCCGAACUCGAAAGAGAAAGACCCACCUUAACACCAGAUGAACAGAAGCAACGAGUCAUAUCAGUCGUGAACUACACGCCAAAAUUACCUGGCGAGCUGACUCUUUGCGAAGGCGACACGAUGACGAUUAUUGAUGAUCGUGAUAUGGAGAAUUGGCUUAUAUCUUUAGACCGUACUGGGGAAGUAGGAUGGGCACCGGCUAUCUUCUUGGAAUCUGCUCAGCUACAAACACCUUCCUCUGGAAAACAGGAUGCUCUUGCACGGCGACAGUCAAUCGUGAACGAAUUGAUCGAGACUGAGCGAGUGUACGUCGAGAAUCUUCAGCUGGUGACCGAGAGUCACAUGGUCGAAUUAGAUGCUGAUGACAUCCCAGACAAACUUGUAGGACAAAAAGAGAGGUUUUUCGCCAACUUGAAAGACAUUUAUGAAUUCCACUCAAAGACGUUCCUGACUGAACUGGAAGCAUGUGUGAACAAUCCUGAAAAUAUCCCAAACGUGUUCAUGAAAUACAAAUCCGAGUUCAAGAUGUACAUUGAUUUCAUUGAAUCACGACCGGCUGCAAACGAGAUUCUCGAAGACGAGGAGGUCAUAGAAUUUUGGGAGGAGUUCAAGGAAGACAUGGGUAAUCAAUACUUUAUCAGUGACUACUUCAAGAAACCCUCUCAAAGACUUCAAGACUACCAACGUCUCAUUCGGAUGCUCCUCAUGUACACCGUCAGAGCGAACUUGGACUAUACAUCGUUUGUCUCUUCGCUGGAAAUGGUUGCAGACCUUCCGAGACAAGCGAGCGAGAGAAUACACAAAUUCCAUACUAUAGAAAACUACCAUGGUGAAGUUGCACUCAAAGAUCUCGGCAGACUCAUUAGACAGGAAACCAUGCUGUUUUGGGAGGAACGUGCCCGAGGAAAAGGCAAAGAAAGAGAUUUGUUCCUCUUCGAAAAAGCUUUGGUGAACACGAAAAGAAAGGAAGAAGGAAAAAAAUACAUCUGCAAAAAUGUGCUGAAGCUUUCAACUGCCAAUGUUGGGUUAACUGAAAAUGUAGAAGGUGAACCAACACAUUUCAUGGUAUGGGUAGGCAGCUCCAUGGCCAACGCCCUCGUACUUCACACAUUCGAGACAAAGUCGACAUGGUCGAAGGAAGCUUGGGUGCGAGAUCUCAAAAGACUGUUAAAACUUGAUGUUGAAACAGUAACAACCCAGCGAUCCCAAACUAUUACAGUCGAACAGAARACUGAAAAUACUGGCCCACUUGUGACGGCAUUCAAAGAAACUGUCACCAGCUCUGCUUCGUUGGACAUCGUUGCGGAGGUAGAAAAGCAAUACGUUGCUAUUACACCUCCUGAUUCGCCUGAACCUCCACCAAACUUGAACGUCGAACUUGGUGGAACAUAUCAAAUUCAUGAAGACACAAUUGAAAAAGACACCCAGGAAGUCGUGAUCGGACGCGGUGAGACUGUCCGCGUGCUUCGCUCAGGAAAAGACCUCUUCUUUGUCCAAACCACCGGAGAUACAAAACAAGUCAAGGAAGGUUGGAUUCCAGCCUCCUGGUUGGUAGGAGACGAUCAAAAGCAAGAAUUCCAGCUUUCUUCGCAAAUUCGUACGGGUAUGUCAACGUCAACGGAUACCCUGUCUUCCGAGGCGUCCGAACCUGAGCUCCAGAAGCUAGCCGAGUCAGAUGAAUACGAGCCAAUAUUCUCCAAAGAGCUCGAGGAUACUCAUGCUAACGUAGGAAACCCAGUUCGACUCGAGUGCCGUAACAAAGCCAAACCAACGCCCAAGAUCGAGUGGUUUGUCGAUGAAGACAAGAUAAAGGAAGGGAAGAGGUUUACUUUUGUUUAUGAAGAACCGGAUGUUUAUGCUUUGUGCAUAUCUGAAUGUGUCAUUGAGGAUGAAGGCGAGUACAUGUGUAAGGCUACGAACAGGCGUGGGACGUGCAUGACUGUUGCCGAGCUGACAGUGGACGCUCCGGCAAAAGUCGAGAAACCKGCAGAUCCAGUAACGGCAGACGCUGGCGGUAAGGCAGUUAUUGAAUGUUCAAUAUCAGGAAACCCRGUGCCAACUGCAACAUGGUACAAGGGUGACAAAUGCUUGCAGAACGACAGUCGUAUUCAAAUCCAGACCCAAGACGAUCRUACCACCUUAACAAUCACCAACGUUCACUUCAGAGAUGAGGGCAAAUAUAAAUGUGUCGUUAAGAACGACGGAGRCCAUGACACUUGUCAUAUCGAACUCAUUGUUGAUGAUCCAGAUGACGAAGAUGUCGAUCCAAAGACAUUUGACCUGCCUAAGCGUGAUACAAUCUACCUUGCAACAGACAAAAAGUUUGAAGAGAAGUACGAUUCCCUGGCUGAGCUGGGAAAGGGUAAAUUUGGUGUCGUGAAGAAAGUAAAAAAUAAAGAAACCGGGGAAGUCCUGGCUGCAAAAUUCAUAAGAACUUCAGCAGAAUCUAAAAAGGAAGUAUUAGGUGAAAUGGAAAUGAUGAACCAUCUUCACAGUCAAAGGCUGAUCUACCUGGCCGAUGCAUUUGAAAGACCCGGAGAAAUGAUAGUAAUAAUGGAGCUUGUGACCGGUGGAGAGUUGUUUGAAAAGAUUUGUCAAGACGACAACUUGACGGAAAAAGAAGUCAUUCGCUACAUGAGACAGAUUCUACAAGGAGUCGAACACAUGCAUCGACAAAACAUGGUUCAUCUUGAUUUGAAACCUGAAAACGUGCUGUGUGUUAUCCGACCAGACGGGAAGGAAGAUUUAAAACUCAUUGACUUCGGAAUGGCUCACAUUCUAGAGAAGGGAAAAGAGCUUAAGCUUGCAUGUGGAACACCAGAAUUUGUUGCCCCGGAAGUUAUUAGCUACGAGCCAGUGCAUCUCUCCAGUGACAUGUGGAGUGUCGGAGUUAUCGCCUACGUCCUAUUGAGUGGUUUGUCUCCAUUCAUGGGAGAUGACGACAACGAAACCAUCAUGAAUGUUUCAACAGCAGAGUGGGACUUUGAAGAUGAAUCAUUUGACUUAGUCUCAGAUCUUGCUAAGAAAUUUAUUGAAGAACUUUUACUCAAAGACCACAGCAAGAGAAAUGACAUUCACCAGUGUCUUAGCCAUGAAUGGCUCAAGAAAGGAAAAACUAUGGAGGCUAAGAAGCUGAGUACUGAUAACCUGAAAAAGUUCAUUGCAAGACGUCGUUGGCAGAAAACAUCCAAUGCCCUUCGUGCCUUAAGUCGUUUGGGAUCCCUUGGCUUAGGCGGCGGUGCUGCAUCAGGUGGCGGCGGCGGUGGACUUCUUGGAAAAAUGAAAGGUAAACUACRAACAAAGCAAGGCGGCCAUCUUACGCCGGGAGAGUCGCGUAAGCCUCCCGAAGUUUCAAUGGCUGGGCGUAGAAGUCCUACGCUGAGUGGUAGACGUGGCCCUGUACAACGAGAACCAAACUACGGCACUCCUGCAGGUCCGCCUUCGUUUAGGUUGCCUCUCAAGGACUGUGAGAUAGUGGAAGGCACCGCUGCUAGAUUUCAAUGCCAAGUAACUGGAAACCCGGAACCAGAUGUAGAAUGGUACAAAGACGGGAAGAAACUCCGUGAGAGCAAACAGUUAACCUUCCUGUACGAUGAAAAUGACAAUUGCAAGCUUAUUAUCACAGAAGGUAGACAAAAAGAUGCUGGAGAGUACAAGGUGGUAGCUGUCAACCGUCACGGGCAGGUGUCUUGCAGUGCUAAGCUGAUCAUCAAGGAGCAUGCGUCAAGCGACGAGGAGUCAGGUGGUGAAGCAAGUGAUUCAGAGAUAUCAGAUGAUGCCACUGAUGACGAAAAAGACGUAGGAAUACGAAGUGGCAGUAUAACCAAAUUCUACAAGAUAAAAGAUGAACUUGGGAAAGGAAGAUUUGGUGUUGUAUGCAAAUGUUCACGUAUUAGUGAUGGAAAAUGUUUUGCAGCUAAGUUUAUUAAAUGUUCUAAGGAGCAAGAUAGAAAGGAUGUGAAGCAUGAAGUUGAAAUCAUGAGCGUUCUUCGGCAUAGAAGGYUACUGAGGCUUGCAGAUGCUUUUGAAUCUCCUACAGAGAUAGUCCUUGUGAUGGAGCUUGUGACAGGUGGAGAACUCUUUGAAAAGGUUGUCGAGGAUGAAUUUAUAUCCGAAAAUGAUGUAAUACACUACAUGAAGCAAAUCAUACAGGGUGUUCAGCAUAUGCACUCCAAAGAGGUUUUACAUCUCGAUUUGAAGCCAGAGAACAUUAUGAUAGUUCGACCACAGAGCAGACAGAUUAAACUUAUCGACUUUGGCCUAGCAAGAAAGUACGACCCCAAAGAAAACUUGAAAGUUAUGUUUGGAACACCAGAGUUCGUAGCUCCAGAAGUACUUACCUACGACCGAAUCACUCCAGCUACAGACAUGUGGUCAAUUGGAGUGAUAGCAUACGUUUUGCUAAGUGGACUCUCGCCUUUCAUGGGAGAUAAUGAUGCUGAGACUUUGGCCAAUGUUCAAAUGGCCGAAUGGGACUUUGAUGAUCCUGUAUUUGAUGACAUUUCCGAUGACGCCAAGACUUUUAUCUCUAACCUUCUGGUACUCAAAGCAACCAAUAGAAUUACUGUAGAGAAAUGCCUAAAGCAUCCAUGGCUUACAGAGAAAAGAGAAACCGGCAAACGACUAAAAACGGAUCGGUUGAAAGCAUUCACCGCCAAAAGAAAAUGGAAAAAGGCGCUAACUGCCAUCCGCAGCACAAAUUUCCUGAGCAGGCUAAUGGGAAGUCGUGGGGCAUCUGAAGCUAUCAAAAAAUCUGACGGGGAAGAAGAAGGCGGAGGAGGUGGUGGAGGAGGUGGACUUUUAGCUAGAGUAAAAGCCAUGCACUCAGCUGGUGUUCAAGCUCCAGGAAGUGGUCCUUCGUCAUCCCCUUUCUUGUCGCCUUCUUCCGCUGAAAAGGCAAACCCUUCAGCUCCUGCAAUGACAACAAAGAGCACUACACCCAGUAGUAAAUCGCCAACCACAACUACUGCACCUUCUGUAACAAAGAAAGAACCUUCCACAACAAAGAGUACGACACCUAGUAGUAAAUCGCCAACCACAACUACUGCACCUUCGGUAGCAAAGAAAGAAACUUCAAAAUCUGCAGCAAACAAGACAGAAACAAAAGCCUCAACGAAAACAGAUUCUAAAGCCACGACGUCCAACAACGUGUCCAAAGAAUCUAAAGUCACGGAUACCAACGGCGUGUCCAGUAAACCAACUGAAUCAAACAACAACAUCUCCAACAAAGAGCCCGAGAAAGCAAAUGAUCUUACAAAAACAUCUACGCCUGCAACGUCUCCACCAAAGACAACUGUAAACGACACAAAAAAGAACUCGGAUUCUCCCGCAUCCACCAAWCCGAGCAAGACUCCCACAUCACGAAAGGGUGCUUCCGGCAAGCUUCCAGUGUGGCCACCACCGCCAAAAGAAAAGCCUCAAAAACGAGAAAUACAAGUACUCGUAGAAAGAUACAGCAUGAGCGGAAUACCGCUGACAGCCGAUAACCCAGAAACUGAAUAUGACAUCAAAGAUGAAAUUGAUAGAGGAAAGUUUGCCGUCGUAAAGAAAUGUGUCGACAAAGAAACUAAGAAGGCAUUUGCUGCAAAACUKAUAAAGUUCGAUGAGGAUGAAGAGAAUGAGACUGUACAAGAGUUUGAUGUCCAUCGCUCCCUAAAACACAAGAAUCUGGUUACGCUGUUCUCGGCUUACAUUGUGCAGAAAUACUUGGUGUUAGUUAUGGAUUUGAUUGAUGGUGAAGAUGCUUUGAGUUCCUUGGCAUCCAAAUCAGAAGUGACAGAGAAUGACGUCACUAGCAUAAUCAAGCCAGUUCUGGAUGCUUUGGAUUACCUUCAUAACAAGGACAUACUGCAUUUAGACGUAAGGCCUGCAAACAUCAUGGUCAACCAAAGUACCGUCAAGUUGAUUGAUCUAGGCUGCGCACGCAGACUGACAAACAAGGAAGGAGAGGUCGGUGCAGUGGUUGGCAACACUGAGUUUUCAGCUCCGGAAAUGUUAUCGUUUGAACCUGUUAACUCUUCUUCGGACAUGUGGAGUCUUGGCGUGACAACAUACCUACUGUUGAGUGCAGAGCUGCCAUUUUCUGGAGAUGACGACGACAUGGUGGCAGAAGCUGUAAAGACUGGCACCAUCAUGAUUAAUGACGAUUUGUUUCCCUCGACAACACGACAAGCUAAGGAUUUCAUGAAGAAACUGCUCAGCAAGAUUCCAAGAAGACGAAUGGAUGCAGCCUCAGCUAAAACCCACGACUGGCUCUCGCCUUCAUUUGGUCGUGAGCGCAGAAAAACACCCGUUGCAGAACCGAGAAAGUACAAAGACGUUUUCGAUGAGCUUCUCUUUCAGGAAGAAGACGARUUGAUAACUGCCUCUUGCGUGCUGAGAACCUUUGAAGAAGAACCGUAUGAUUCACCAGAAGAAGAAGAUGAUAAUGAUGAAGAGGAAGAAGAUUAAAAAUUACUGACUAUGUACAUUACUGAUGAUGAUAAUCAAGAAGAUUGAAAAUAACUGAUGAUAUUAGAUCUAUGAACCUUUGAAGGAAGAGGAACCGUAAGAAUUACCAGGAGAAGAAAAAGAAGAAGAA
Molecule: messenger RNA, 46067 nt
Organism: Actinia tenebrosa (Australian red waratah sea anemone)
Lineage: Eukaryota; Metazoa; Cnidaria; Anthozoa; Actiniaria; Actiniidae
Biological process (GO): protein phosphorylation
Molecular function (GO): protein binding; guanyl-nucleotide exchange factor activity; ATP binding
Source: RefSeq, a predicted model, not a curated record